Messenger RNA from Podarcis lilfordi (Lilford's wall lizard), 56337 nucleotides. The record is from the annotation of a GenBank genome assembly. Lineage: Eukaryota; Metazoa; Chordata; Lepidosauria; Squamata; Lacertidae.
AUGUCAGGCGGCCCUGCCCAGCGCAGCCAGAGCGCAGCCGGGCGUCUUCGGCAGCGGCAGCAGCAGCGACGGCUCUGGCUCCGCUUCCCGAUCCGAAUCGGAGCUGCGCUCCCGGGAGGUUGGGCACCGUCGGCGGCGUGGCCUGGGCAGCGAGUCCUGGAUGCCCCGCGCUGGGCGACCGGCCAGGGGCUCCCAUUGCCGGGGCGCCGCGGCCGAGGGGCAGGGGGCUGCCCGCCACCCACCGCCGCCAGCACAAUGAGACGGCGGAGGACCCCUGGCGACGUGCUGUGCACCUUCGUCUUCCUCCUCUGCUGCGCGAGGCCCCAGGUGAGACCCCCGCUUCUCGGACGCCCACCCAAACCCUUUUGCUGGGUGCCCGGGAGGUGCCCGAUGGGGGCACCCACGCACGCCUCUCCAACACUCGCGGGUGGGGUGGGCGCUUGAAAUGGGUGCACCAACCCCACGCUGGGAGAGGCAGGUGCCAACUUUGCCCAGGCAUGCCCAAGCCUCUGUUUGCCCCAAGUUGAGAGCUUCAGGUUUUGGGUGGUAGGGGUGCCUAGCAUUCUCUAUGGGGUGGCAUUUGGAGAGAGGCACCAUGGCACCCGGGCUCUUUGGCUGGGUGUGGGCACCGCUGAGCGUCAGGCUGCUUUGCACCCGUCUCCGGGCUCUCAACCGCCUCCAGGUGCCACCUUGCCCUUGCCAACCUCUGAGAACCCUUUGCGCUCUCGUCUCUGCGCAUCGCACCCUGUCCAGAGAGAGAACUGGACGGCGCAAUCCCUUUGAGAGCUAGGCGUGGUGUCUUGCUGGCCAGCCACAAGGCGGGGAGCAUCAAUGCGCCAUGUGGAGAGCAUGUCUGCACCUCCACACUCGCUCCAGCGCCUGCUUGGUUGGAUCAUGAGCUGGUUAUGUGUCUUUGCCCCAGAAGCUGCUGAAUCGGGUUGAGAGAGGCGGGCAGGGGAUGUUUUUUCAGGAGAGCGGGGAACAGACUGGGGGAGAGAUCUGUGAUCAUAGGGGGGUGCUCCCUUGCCUGAGUCAACAUGCCACCAUCUUUGGGGCAUCUGGUGACACACCGACUUCAGGGAGUAAGCGCCAGUGAAAGCACCAUGCGCCGGAUCGUUCUCUCAGUUUGCUUGAUAUACCGGUUGAGCAACAACUUUCUGCCUCCCCCUCCAAAAAAAAAGGCAGGGAUUUGUAGUUUGACGAGGCAUCUGGAUUGCUCUGUUAUUAGAGAUUUUCCCAGGCCCCCCUUCCGUCACAGAACUACAGUUCCCCCAGUUCCCAGUUCAGGAAGGAACCUGGUUAAACUGGUUAGGUGUGGAUGCAUCUCUUUAGUGUUGAACCAGCCUCAUCCCCUGGGGUAGCUCUGGCACUGGAUCAGACCCUGCUGUACUGGGCUUCCGUUUGCAGUUGGGACAUUUGUUUGCAGGAUCCUAGAGGGUCCUAUCUGAACCCCCCUCCCCGCUCACUUCCAAGGAACUUGUAGGAGGAAGCCCCUGCGACCUCCCCGUGUUUUCCCCGCUGCCACCAACCAGGGGUGAGAAGAGGGCAUGCGAUUUUGCUUUUGGUUCGACUGCUGCUGUGCUGUGUGGCAGUUGGGCAGCUGCUCUGCUCCACCCCAGAGUCAGCUGCAUCUCUGGGCUGGGAGGGAAGCAGUCACCCCAUCCCAGAGGCAGCUUUGAGUCAAGCUCGCCCCACGACUGGCAGCAUCUCAGAAGUCAGAGCGGGUUAGGGAGGCACAGCCGGCCGAGUCUUUUCAGGCUGUGAGGUUUGGGCGCCAUUAAGAGGCAGAUCUGAGGGCCCCGAUCCUUGAUCAAAGUCUUCUGUAGAAGCCUCAUGGAAAGUGGACCGUGUGGGAGCCCCUAAUAUCAUCUAGGGGAGCCUAUAGUUGGAUCAGGACAAAGGGCUGUCUAGUCCAACAUCCUUAGUCCAACCAGAUUUUGUUUCCUAGAACUGUAGAGUUGAAAGGGAUUCUGGGGUCAUCUAGUCCAACCCCCUGCAAUGCAGGAAUAUUUUGCCUAAUGUGGGACUCGAACCCACAACCCGGAGAUUAAGAGUCUCUCUCAAUUGAGUUAUCCCAGGCAGUUUGCUUUCUACCCUUCCUCUCCUCCUUUUUCAGCCAUGGGCCGGUCCACUGUCCCUCAGACCAUGUGGGGGGCCGGACUAUAUUUUUUGGGGGGAAAUGAACGAAUUCCUAUGCCCCACAAAUAACUCAGAGAUGCAUUUAAAAUAAAAGCACACCUUCUACUCAUGUAAAAACACGCUGAUUCCCGGACCGUCUGCGGGCCAGAUUUAGAAGGUGAAUGGGCCUCACCCAGCCCCCUGGCCUUAGGUUGCCUACCCCUGCUCUAACCACUGCACCCCACUGUCUCCCUGGGCCCACCUCCCGUUGUGCAAGAGCACUUGCGUGCCUCCUGUUUCAUUUCGGCAGAAUGGGAAUUUCCUGGUGGAUUGGGUCCCGUGGUGCUUGGCAAGGAGGCAGGGUGCUCCGUGGAUUUCGCACCUGGGGCGCCUGCUGCUGGCUCGGGUUCGAUUUCCUUGUUCAGACACGAAACAAAAGGCUGGCAGGGUUGGUGCGUCUGUAUGUGUGUGUGUUUUUGAGAGAAAAGCUUCCUUUCUUGCCGCUGCAAAUGUUCCGGAGGCCGCAGAGUCCUGUGGGGAGCUGGCAAGGGCCGGGUGGGCUGGACCAGGUGGGUGGGAGGGUGGGCAGCAGCCCCCCUCCCGCUGGUGGCAUUUGGCAUCCCUGUGGCUCCACAUCUGGCGGGCACAAAGCACAAAUUGAGGAGCCUCCCUGCCCGUAGGGCCCUCUGCAGGAGAGAGGGGCAGAGGUGAAAUCCUGCCUGCUGUGAUUCCAGUAACGCCCAGCGUCCCCCUAGGGAAGAUGGAUUUCCUCAUUGGGGAGGGCAAGGAACGGAUCCGGCCUCCCCAGCUACGAGCGGGGAAGGAGGUGGGGGGCAUUUUGACCCCCUGCCCCCAGCGGGCAACACUCUCCCUUCCAACCAAAAUACAUUAAUUCUUAGUAGCAGUUUCGUAAGUGGGGAUUUCGGGGUUGGGCGUUAAAUUCUGGGGGGGCUCUUGCCCCUCCCUGAGUAGAAAUCAUGCCCCCAGACCUGGUUACCUUGGCCUGGGGUCGGGGCCCACCCAACCUGAUGGACCUGCUUUGACCUCGCAGUGUGACGUGUGCAAUAAUGGAAAGGGUGCCUCUGAACAUGUGCAGAGUUCGUUUCCCUAUCUAUCCACAGCCAAAGAUGUGCACCUGGUGUUCCCAGUCUGAGACUGAGGUUUCUCUGCAAGCUCUUUCUUUUUAGUGGGUUCCCCUGAGCAUGCGCAGAUGUUCCUUUGCCAGGGAACAGGCCACAAGGGCAAGCUUGGAAAUUUCUGCCGCAUGUGAGGUUUGUGACACUGUGAUUGGAACACCUGGGCGGGCUUCUCUCCAGCAAAGGAGCACCUCUCUGCACGUGCUCAGGGACCGCACAGCCAUAGCUGUUUGGGUGGCUGUUCAUAAGGAGAUGCACUCCACAUAUGCUCAGAGACACCAUUUCCGUGAUUAUGCGUAGCUUAACAAUCAAGCCUUGGCACUCGAGACUGGAUAGCUCAGUCGGUAGAGCAUAAGGCUCUUAAUCUCGGGGCUGUGGGUUCGAGUCCCGUGUUGGGCGAAAUAUUGCAAUGCAGGGAGUUGGAUUAGAUGACCCUCUUUGUCCCUUCCAACUAUACAUUUCUGUGAAUCUAUGGAACAGUUUCUGGGGCCCGGCUCUGAUUCACAGCCAGCCUUGAUCCUGAGCCAGGAUAGCCAGAUCUAGGGGCAUAAUUUCUGCUUUGUGUGUGUGUGUGCAUGUGAAAACCCCCAAGAAGUCCAGACAACUUGGGAUGUGGGUGGAGCUGGGGGAGAAGGGCAGCACCUUUCAGAACAUGAAAACGAAAAAUAUUUUGCCUGCCCGUGAACACCCAGAGGCAUUUGGACUUGCUGCUGUUGACAGCAUCAGAACUCUGGAUGCGGCCGAUCUUUUGGGUCUGAAAUCACUGAAAUCCGAAAUCACUGUCAGACCAGGAGGACAGAUUCGGAUGCCAGUUUUUGGUUGGAGUUUAGCAUUGGCUGAGUGGUGGACAGUACAGGAUGAAAUUUGGUUUUAACGGCCUUGAGUACUUUCGCAGCCUCAUAUUAAGUCUCCCCCAGAUAUACUGUGCUGAUUUUUUGUACUUUCAAUUUUUUAUUUUAUUGAUUCAUUUGAUUACUUCAAUAAAAUCUUUUUUUUUUUUAAUGACAAAUGUGCCUCUUUCAUAAGAACACAGGAAGAGUUUGCAGGAUCAGGCCAAUGGCCCUUUUAGCUCAGCAUCCUGUUCUCACAGGGGCCAACCAGACGCCUGUGGGAAACCAGACGCCAGGAUUCGAACACAAGACCCCUCUCUCUCCCCUCCUGCUGUUUCCAGCAACAGGCCUUGAGAAACAUUGUUGCCUCCAGCCUUGAAGGCCAGGUGUCUCGAUGGAUUUGUCUACCACCCUCUUUCAAAGCUGCCCAAAUUGGGGGCCGCCGCCGCCUCCUGUAGCAAUGAGUUCUGUAGGUCAACCGUCCCAAUCUCUCCUCUCGGUCUUCUCUGCCCCUUCCAGGUCUCCGAGGCGGCAGGAACCUUCGAGUUGCAGAUCCGCUUCGCCCGCAACGAGAAAGGGGUGCUGGCUGACGGGCGGUGCUGCCGCGGGGGCCUGGAUCCGCCGUGCCCCGUGGCGCAGCAAUGCCACGCCUUCUUCCGGGUCUGCCUCAAGGAAUACCAGCUGCGGGCUCUGCCCGGGGGGCCCUGCGUGCUGGGGGCUGCCACCACACCCGUCCUAGGGGGCAAUGUCUUCUCCACCGGUCACCAGAAGAAGAGUGAUCACGCCGGCAGGGUGGUGAUCCCGUUUGAUUUUGCCUGGCCGGUAAGGUGGAUUUGGGAUCCUUUUCUUGGUGGGUGGGUGGCAGGCAGGUGUGUGUGCCACUAGGAAGGGAGCUUGCGAAUUCCUCAGGGGGCAGGGAGGGAAAUAAGCGCCGGAGCUUAAGGAAGCUGGCAGAUGCAGCCCUCUGACUCAGAUGCCCUGGCUCAGUGGUGAUGGGGGGAAUGGCAUUCUGCACAUGCUCAGGGGCACUCUUCACUUCGCUAGGGUGCCAGAUCUUCAGGCCUGACCUGAAGUCUGCCUGCUCUCCCUUCCAGGUGGGCGAGUGGCUUCAAUUUAAAUAGUUCUGCGCUGUUUUCACUAUUUGUCUUCUAAACAGAAAUGUUUUAAUUCUGAUAUAGUUCAAUUGCUUUUCAACUAUUGCCUUCUGUAUGUAGUUAGCCUUCUGUGUUUCGUUGUUUUGAUUUGUGUGAGCCGCCUUGAGUCUAGGAAAAUGUGGGAUAUAAUAAUAAUAAUAAUAAUAAUAAUAAUAAUAAUAAUAAUAAUUUUUUUAAAAUUAAGAAGACUGUGCAUACGGUUUACAAGCUUCAGCCUAGCUGGAGCUGGCUGCAAAUUAUCGCAUAGAUGCUCUGAGGAAUGUUCCCCCUCUGCUCCCUUCUCCCAAUUAACUUCUGUCGCCAGGGCCUCCCAUCGUGACAUCACCAGGGGCCGCCCCCAGCUCUCAGUUUUGGGCCCUGAAAUCUGAAGCCCGGUUCCCUGUCAUUCUCCUCACUAGGUAACAUUCCCCUUCCGGAGCUGAGAAUACAACCAGGCGUCUUGUCAGCCAUUUUUCCUUGACAGCGAAGGGGCACAAACUCAUUCCAGGCACUGCUCUGACUUCACAACCUAAAGCAUAGGAAAAGGUGCAGACAAAGAGAGAAAUGCCUGGAUUAACUGAAGCCGGUGUGCAAGCUUUAGCGUUUCACAGAACGUUUUGGCACAUUGCGUCAGGGAUGGCGCAGAGCUCUGUGAAACCCAGAAGCUUGCAUACUCUCCCCUCCUCCUGCUGUCUUAAGUCUAUCCGAUUGCAAACCAUUUCCAUUCACCCCACAAAAAUCUCCCUUUGAAGGGUGGCGAUAUUUUGGAGGGUGGGGUGUUAACCUCUGAAAUCGGAGCCAGUUUCUUUUGCUGGCGUGGGACCCAGGUGCUCUUGGCGAGGGGCCGAGGGGGAGGGAACAGCAGAGAGCCAGGGGAGAGGAGAGCCAGAUGGACUUUGCUUAGACUCUCUUUUCCCCUGGGGGAACUGAGGCAGAUGCAAUAUCUCACUUGGCCAAUCAACUGGGCAAGGCAGCUCCUGUACAAACUGCCUGCCUAGUGAUUUAUUGAUUUCCGGAGCUUUUAUCCGGCUGCCUACGAUGCCAAAGACACAGAGAUAGGUGUGUGUGUGUUUGUGUGUUCGUUCCAUUUCCUCGUUCUAAUUAAUUAGGUCUCUGAUUAUAUUAGCCCGGUGGGAAAUGGGGGGAAGAUUCUGCGUAGAGGGAACCCUGUUUCUUGCCCUUCACCCCCAAAAGCCUGCGGGAGGUGGGAAAGUUUCAAUUUUGAAAAUUUCAAUUUCGUUGUUCUGUACGGGACAAUGACAAUAAAGAUUAUCGUGUCGUAAAGGAUAGGGUUGGUCCUAGCGUCUGGACCCCCAGGACCUGGGAAGACUCCUGUCCCUUUUGAGAUUAUAUGUUGAAAGGGGGAAUUCUGUCACGUGCAACUUCUCCCCUCACAGAAACACAGAGAGGGCAAAAGUUGCACCCUGGCCAAGUUGUCUCUCCAAGCUGUUCUUAACAGCAGAAGAACCUGCAAAGAUGUGGCAACCCUUGUUUUCAAAGUCGAGAGCUGCAGACGGUUGCUAGGGGAGGGGGAAACGCCUUCUUGGCUCCCCACCCACCCGCUCUCCCUUUCAGAUUCUGUCUUGAAAGGGUGAAAAAUACAGGGCGUGGAUCCGCUCCUAACCUGAAGCGAUCUUUGCUCUCUGCCUCUACCAGAUCCAGAUCUGGUGUCGGGUGUGGUCCUGCUUGUUUUCCAAAAAGAGGGUUGACGCUCAUGCCUGGCCUGCCGGAUAGGGAAGAGACACUCUGCACGUGUUCAGAGGUACUCUUCUCUAUAUGAGUAGCCGUUUAAGUAUUCCGUGCUGGGGAGCUGCUAUUUGAAACAGGUCCCGAGGCUAAGGAACACCCCCUUCCCAGCACAUUGUGGCUCAAGCGACAGGCUGGGUCUGUGCCAGGAUAGAUUUCCCAGCGUUUAUGGGCGCGGCUGCUUCUGUUGACAUCCCCUCUCUCGCGAGAAUCGAAUGUAACCCAUAAUAACUUGUUUUGGUGGGACAGGAUCUGCUAGACCUGCCUUUUACUUGUAUCCAUGUGUUUGCUUGUUGAGGUUUCCAUUGAUUCUGUUCAUUGUACAGUGGUACCUCAGGUUACACACGCUUCAGGUUACAUACGCUUCAGGUUACAGACUCCGCUAACCCAGAAAAAGUGCUUCAGGUUAAGAACUUUGCUUCAGGAUGAGAACAGAAAUUGUGCUUUGGCGGUGCGGCAGCAGCAGGAGGCCCCAUUAGCUAAAGUGGUGCUUCAGGUUAAGAACAGUUUCAGGUUAAGUACGGACCUCCGGAGCAAAUUAAGUACUUAACCCGAGGUACCACUGAAACUGAUUUCUGCUGUGCUUGCAAGUUGCUUCAAGUCAUUUUUAUGAGCAAAGCAGCUAAUAAUAAUAAUAAAUAAUAAUAAUUUGAUGUGGCAAUUGGGUGCCCUCUCAGUCCUCUUUUACCAAGAGGAUUCCAGCAUUGCAGAGGGUUGGACUUGAGGUCCCUUCCAACUCUAUGAUUCUACAAAGAGGAUGCUAGCCACCUGCAGCUCUUUAAAGCCCUGGUAUUGAAAACAAAAAGGGAUGCGGGUGGUGUUGUGGGUUAAACCACAGAGCCUAGGGCUUGCUGAUCAGAAGGUUGGCGGUUCGAAUCCCCGCCAUGGGGUGAGCUCCCGUCACUCGGUACCUGCUCCUGCCAACCUAGCAGUUCGAAAGCACGUCAAAGUGCAAGUAGAUUAAUAGGUACCACUCCGGCGGGAAGGUAAACGGCGUUUCCAUGUGCUGCUCUGGUUCUCCAGAAGCGGCUUAGUUAUGCUGGCCACAUGCCCUGGAAGCUGUACGCCGGCUCCCUCGGCCAGUAAAGCGAGAUGAGCGCCUCAACCCCAGAGUCGGCCACGACUGGACCUAACAGUCAGGGGUCCCUUUACCUUUACCUUUAAGUGGUCAUAGGAUUGCAGCCUUAAGCAAAUGCCCUACCAGAUUGGGCCAAUGGCUCACCUGGGAAACCAGAAAACAGGACUCGAACACAGGAUCACUCUCCUCUCUCCUGCGAUCUCCAGCAGAAGUGUUACUGCCUCCAUCCAUGAGAGCACAGCCACUGAUACCCUUCCCCCUCCAUGAAUUUGCCUAAUGUUCUUUUAAAGCCAUCCAACUUGGUGGCUAUUGCUGACUGGUGGCAGUGAGUUCCAGAAUUUAACUCUGUGCGCUGUUCCUCAUGCACCUUCCAGCUGCCCUGGUAUGUUUUGAGCCGUUGAUAACCUUUUGGAGGACAACAUCUUUCCCCUCCUGCAUAUCUCCUUGAGCCAAGAACCAUGACCCUCUUAGGGCAGCCAUUUUUGCAGAAGGCAGUCCUCUCUUCCAAAGGUUGUCGCUGCAAUGGUUAUUGUUACAGGGUUCGAAUCCCCCACUCAGCCAUGAUGCUCACUGGGUAAGCUUGGGCCAAUCUCCAUCUCUCAGUCUAACCUACCUCACAGGGUUGUUGCGAAGGUGAAAUGAGGGACGAGAACCAUGUACACCACCUUGAGAUCCUUGGACAAUAAAGGUGGAAGAAGAAGAAGAAGAAGAAGAAGGAGGAGGAGGAGGAGGAGGAGGAGGAGGAGGAGGAGGAGGAACCCUAAUCUAGGACAGCAAGCCAAAUGGGCACCCAGACUGCUUCCAUUUCUGUUUAUAAAUUAGAGUAUUUCUAAAUUUUCAGCUAUGCAUAAAAAUUAUGCAAAUCUCUUUUAGCCUUUUUUAAAAAAUACAAAUCUCUUUUUGGCAAUGCGUUAAGUGGCCACCGUGGUGGAAGACCAACACUUGCAGAGUAAAUUAAUACAAAGCACAGAUGGCAGAAUUUGGCUUUCGGCUUGAGAAGUGAAAUCUACAAGAAGCAUGUCCUUCUUUUCGGAAGUGGUGCCGAAGAACUUGUCUCCGUUCUUCCUCAGGACCGGCUCAAAGUUUAAGGGUGCUUUGUCUCAACUGAAGUAGAAUCAUACGAGUUGGAAGGGUCCCCAAGAGUUAUCCAGUCCAACCCUCUGCAGUGCAGGAGUCCUGCCCACAGCCAUCCCUGGGUGGACUUGAACCACCAACCUUCUGGUUAACAGCCAGACACAACUAAGCCAUUGUGCCAGAGGAUUAGGGCUUCUCCCUUGGUGCUUUUUGUCCAUGGGCCCUGGCACUCCUACCUGGCGGCAGUGGGUAGAGGGGCACCUACCCACCAUUUAAAUAUCCCACAAUGCCCUGGAACGUGGCUAAGUCCAGGGCAUUCUGGGAAAUUAAAAUGGCAGCUAGAGGCUUGGGAUUCCCAGCACUGCUUGCUGGUGGGGAGACUGGGAGGCGAAAGGAACCGCCAGGGCACAGAGUGCGAGGUCUCCAACAACAAAUGCACAAGGAUGCCAGAUUCUGGCGCCAGUCUUGCUUGUGCCAGUAAACCUUUGGCACAGCCCUGACCCCAGACAGGUAUUUCCAAAGCGAUUUCCGCCAUCCGCUCAGAGAAGGAAAAAUGAGAGGCAGAUGGACGGAGUGGAAUAUACAAGCCAGCGGAAGCUUUUAACCCGGAGCCAAAGCAUCCCACCCACUUAGCCGCCGUGCCCUUGCGGCGGGGAAAGGCAUCUGGGGCGGGCCCCAUAGAGUCAAAGGUCAUUGGUGCUCCGUAACCUUUCCCAGGGCCGGAGGAGAGGGACGGCUGGGCUUUCCUCGCUCUCGCUGUCUUUCCAAAUCCAGGUGGACCUUUUAAAAGGAACAAAACAGAAAGGGCAGACCAGCCUGUACAAACAGAGAUCGCGCCCCAAAAAAGCAUCAGUAGGGUGUGCUGGAGGCCAGUUGAAAAGCUUCGACCCAGGCAUUUGAAAAGAACACUUUUCAUCAGGUUAAAAGGAGCGAAAGAAAACGCUCUCUGCCCAUUCACUGGGGAGGAGGUCUUUCCCCCGAUUUGGAUGACAUUAAGGGACAUUUCGGUGUGGAUAAAAAUAAGAGGCCUCAGAAUUUUCAGAGAAAAUCAACACACGCUUUGUUUUUAAUAGGUAAAGGUAAAGGGACCCCUGACCGUUAGGUCCAGUCAUGGCCGAUUCUGGGGUUGCAGCGCUCAUCUCGCUUUACCGGCCGAGGAAGCCGGCGUACAGCUUCCAGGUCAUGUGGCCAGCAUGACUAAGCCGCUUCUGGCGAACCAGAGCAGCGCACAGAAACGCCGUUUACCUUCCCGCCGGAGCGGUACCUAUUUAUCCACUUGCACUUUGUGCUUUCGAACCGCCAACCUUCUAAUCAGCAAGCCCUAGGCUCUGUGGCGCCACCCGCGUCCCCUAUGCCCACUUACCUGAGAAUUAGUCCCAUGGGACUUGAAGAGACCUACUUUUGAGUAAGCAUGUGUAAGGUUGUGUCACUCAUCAUUAAAGCUUUUCUCCAGGUGAGGGAUGGAGAGGCAGGUGAGCCAUUCCUCACAAUCACAUAUCCUCCAACUUUUCUCUGAAGAAAAUAGGGACAUCCCAUUCCGUACCUUCCGACAUUUCUCCAGUGAAUGUAGAGACAUCUCCCUCCCAACAUUUCUUUGAUGAGAAUAGGGAUGUCCUAAGGAAAAAAAGGGACGCGGGUGGCGCUGUGGGUUAAACCACAGAGCCUAGGGCUUGCUGAUCAGAAGGUCGGCGGUUUGAAUCCCCGCGACAGGGUGAGCUCCCAUUGCUUGGACCCUGCUCCUGCCAACCUAGCAGUUCGAAAGCACGUCAAAGUGCAAGUAGAUAAAUAGGUACCGCUCCGGCGGGAAGGUAAAUGGCGUUUCCGUGCACUGCUCUGGUUCACCAGAAGCGGCUUAGUCAUGCUGGCCAUAUGACCCAGAAGCUGUAUGCCGGCUCCCUCGGCCAAUAAAGCGAGAUGAGCGCCGCAACCCCAGAGUCAUCUGCGACUGGACCUAAUGGUCAGGGGUCCCCUUACCUUUACCUUUAAGGAAAAACAGGACAUUUCAGGAUCAAAUCAGAAACUGGGAUGGCUUCUGUAAAUCCGGGACUGUCCCUGGAAAAUAGGGACAUUUGGAGGGUCUGUAAUUACCCCCUCAACAUGCCAGGGAUCCUCAUCACCCCCCCUCAAAAAAACCAGGAGUCUUUGCAGGACUCUGCAACAGUUAAAGUGGUAUCAAAGCAAUAUUUGUUCAAGGUGCUGCGAUGUGACUCUGAGUCAGAGCCAGGCCUGUGAGCUCAGUGUGGUGAGGAGCUCCUAGCCAUGUGCAGAGUGCUGCAUCCUUGGGCUUGAAUAACCCCCUCCAGGCCUGCCCACAGCCUCUGAAGGGUUGCAUUUCAGAAGCUGGAAAUGAGCUUGCUAAAUGCGAUGAAGAUCUCAUGUGCAGCGGAAAGGUGAGCCUAUAAUGUGGCCGUUUUGAUAUUCUCUUUCUUUCUCUCUCUCUCUCCCAGGGGAUUUCCAGAGCUGGGAGGGCAAAGAAGGGUUGGGAUUCCUCCUCCUCCUUCUCCCCUCCCAGCUCUUUGUGUUAUUCUGCCCAUCCCUUUGGGGUGGGGGGAGGGCAGAGAUGAGGAGCGAGAUCUGGAGAUAAAUAACUUAAUUAAAGUCUCUCUCCUUAAUUGAUGCAAAGUCACUUUCCUCGCCUCCUCCCCAGAUGACGGCUUAAUUCUCCACAGCAGCGCUCUGGGUCUGCUGGGCAAAGCUCUGCGGGUGGAGACCUGGGCAAAUUUCGGGGCCUGGGUCUUCCGUGGGUCAAACCCACAUCCUCCCGUGAAUGUUUUUAAGGCAGAGCUGUGGGAACUGGUUUGGCCCCGCAAGUUGUUUCCUCUAAGCCAGGCGAUUCAGCUGAGGUUUAUUGAAGGCGGAGGAAAAGUAUUGUGUGCCUCCCACGUGUCUUCCAAGUUUAAGGACUAGAAACUUAAUAGAUAUAUAUAUAUAUAUUGAUUUUUCAAACACCACUUUGCAGGCUUCCUGUCCCACCUGCCUUCCACGGUUUCCAUAUUUGCCCUUAAACGCUGCAUAUUUCAUAUAUAAUAUUCAAUACAUCCAUCCUAACCCAUUUAUCUUAAUAAUUAGAAGGACUAGAAACUUGAUUUAGGAGAUUUGAGAGCCAAGGCAACCAGGGUGGGAAGUUUCAAGAGAUUCCUGAUACCACAUUCUGUAGCCUGGCAAGGCUGCUGUAAAGCAGACCAAAGGAAGACCAUGUUCAUACUAUAAAUUUAAAGCGCUUUGAUACCGCGCUAGACAGUUGUGACUUCCUGCAAAGACCCCUGGGAGUUGUCAUUUGUUUAGGGUACCGAGUUAUUAGGAGAACCCCCCACCCCCGUUCCCCUCCCAGAGCUGCAGUUCCCAGAGUUCCCUGUGAAAGAGGGGUUGAUGGUUAAACCACUCUGGGAAUGUUAGUUCUGGGAGGGGAAUCAGGGGGUCUCCAGACAACUCCCAUCAUCCUUAUAUACGGUAUAUUUUUUCUAAUAUUUUGUUGGAAGCCUCCCAGAGUGGCUGGGGGCAGCCUAUUCAGAUGGGUGGCAAGAAAUAAUAAAAUUAUCAUCAACAACAUCUGCCUGGACACUGAGGUCCAGCGCCGAGGGCCUUCUGGCGGUUCCCUCACUGUGAGAAGCCAAGUUACAGGGAACCAGGCAGAGGGCCUUCUCGGUGGUGGCACCCGCCCUGUGGAACGCCCUCCCACCAGAUGUCAAGGGAACAACAACUACCAGAUUUUUAGAAGACAUCUGAAGGCACUGCUGUUAUAAGUGAAGUGUUUUGGCACCUAUUUUUUCUAGAAGAACAGCACUGAUUAUUAUUAUUAAACUACAUCUCCCAGAAUCCUUUGGGGGAAGCCAUGACUGUUUAGAGUGGGACCAGAGUGCUUUAUAUGUGCAUUGCGAAUGUGGCCUAACACUGAGUGUUUGGAUUUAGCAUGUGGGGGGUUUAAACUGGGGAGGCAGAUUCAAUUUAAGAUUAAAACCUUUAUUUCAGAACAUGCCCACAGAACAUUAGAAAAUGACUCCCAGCGCCUGGCAUGCAGAGAGCCCUUUACAGAGGAGGCAGGACAAGCCAUGGAUAGCCUUAUCCUCUGCGAAUUUCCCUGAUCCUCUUUCAAAGCCAUCCAAGGCCAUCUCUGCCUCUAGUGGGAGGGAGUUCCGUAGUUUAAGCACGCUUUUGGCUGCAGAAGGACUUUCUUUUGGCUGCCUUGAGUUCCAGGAAAUCACACCUUGUGGCUUGGAAAACCUCCCUGCUGCUUUUCUGCCAGCUCAGCGGUGAGGAGGUUGGCUCAGACCCCAGUUCUCCCAACAGCCCCAGCGGAAAGGAAGCGGGAAGAGUUUAGAGAACAGACGAGGGGGUGGAAGUUUAUAAAACCAGGCGGGACAGAGGAAAGCUUUUCUCGGUGUCUCUCACAAUGCUGGAACUGGUGGACGUCCAGCGAGCCGGAGAUACAAGAAAGGACUUCUUCAUGCAGUGCAUAGACUGUGGAACUACCUGCCACCGGAGGCUGCGAUGCCACCGACUUGGGUGGCUUUAAAAGAGGGCUGGAUGAGAAGCCUGUGAUGGCUUCUAGCCACGAUGGCUCUCUCCUGCCGCCACAGUCAGAGGCAUCAAAGUUGCUGGUUCGAAUCUUGAGUUCGAAUCCUGAUUGCUGGUUUCCAACAAGCUGGUGUGAGAACAGGAUUCUGGACGAGAUGGACCAUUGGUUCUUCUUAUGUUCUAAGAGUCCAAGCCCCCUAAAAUUUCCUCUGAUUAAAAAAAAGGGACAUCCUGUUCAAUAAUAAUAAGAAUAAUAAUAUUUUUAUUAUUUAUACCCCGCCCAUCGGACUGGGUGGCCACAGCCAUUCUGGACCGCUUCCAACAUAUAUAAAGCAUAAUAAAACAUUAAACAACUUCCCCAUGCAGAUCUCUUCUAAAGCAGGCACCCCCAACCUUCGGCCCUCCAGAUGUUUUGGACUACAAUUCCCAUCAUCCCUGACCACUGGUCCUGUUAGCUAGGGAUCAUGGGAGUUGUAGGCCAAAACAUCUGGAGGGCCGAAGGUUGGGGAUGCCUGUCCUAAAGGUUGUAUAUUUACUUAUCUCCUUGGUUCGGGGGUCGCAUAACUCCAUACCCUCCAACAUUUCUCCAAUGAAAAUAGGUAAAGGUACCCCUGACCAUUAGGUCCAGUCGUGACCAACUCUGGGGUUGCGGCACUCAUCUCGCUUUAUUGGCCGAGGGAGCCGGCGUCCAGCUUCCGGGUCAUGUGGCCAGCAUGACUAAGCCGCUUCUGGCGAACCAGAGCAGCGCACUGAAACGCCGUUUACCUUCCCGCCGGAGCGGUACCUAUUUAUCUACUUGCACUUUGACGUGCUUUCGAACUGCUAGGUGGGCAGGAGCAGGGACCGAGCGAUGGGAGCUCACCCCAUCGCGGGGAUUCGAACCGCCGACCUUCUGAUUGGCAAGUCCUAGGCUCUGUGGUUUAACCCACAGCACCACCCGCAUCCCAACAGCGCCACACAUCCUAAGGAAAAGCGGGACAUUUCGGGAUCAAAUCAGAAACUGGGAUGGCUUCUGUAAAUUCAGGACUGUCCCUGGGAAAUAGGGACGCAUGGAGAGCAGGGAGGUGGCCCUAUGGAUUUUAUAGGACUGCACUUUUCAGCAUCUCUGAGCAUUGGCUUGGCUGGCGGGCAGGAGAUGGAAACACAACAACAACGCCCGGGGUGGUUUUUGUUAGAUGUUUCUCCCCGUGCUGACCUGCUCUGUCAGGUCCCAGGCCAGCGAGCUGAAACCUAACCAACUGGCUCACAGCCUGAGGCCAACAGCUGGGUCUUGGGUUCGACUCAGCACACACAAACACACGCACACUCGCGCCCAAGGAUUCCAGUAAGCCGGAGCCGAGACUGUGCUGAGCACUGAAAAGUUCUAAUUGCGUUUAAUAAAUAUGGAUGCAUUCAUUUAAAUGGAUCGUACGAAGGUAUGCAUUUAAAUAUUCAAAUGCUUCGGAGGGUAAUGAAUAAAGAGUAGCAACAGAGCCUUCUGCAAACGUGGCGUUUUGCAAAGAACGAGAACGCAGGGGCCGGGAACGACACAGAGAAAAUGGGGUAAAAUAGUGGAAUAAUAAUAAUAAUAAUAAUUAUUAUUAUUAUUUAUACCAGGGGUAGGCAACCUAAGGCCCGGUGGCCGGAUGUGGCCCAUUCGCCUUCUCAAUCUGGUCUGCGGACGGUCCGGGAAUCAGCGUGUUUUUACAUGAGGUUGAAUCCUGAUAAGACAGAAGUACUGUUUUUGGGGGACAGGGGCGGGCUGGUGUGGGGGAUUCCCUGGUCCUGAAUGGAGUAACUGUACCCCUGAAGGACCAGGUGCACAGCCUGGGAGUCAUUUUGGACUCACAGCUGUCCAUGGAGGCACAGGUCAAUUCUGUGUCCAGGGCAGCUGUCUCCCAGCUCCAUCUGGUGCGCAGGCUGAGACCCUACCUGCCCAUAGACUGUCUCGCCAGAGUGCUGCAUUCUCUAGCUAUCUCCCGCUUGGACUACUGCAAUGUGCUCUAUGUGGGGCUACCUUUGAAGGUGACCCGGAAACUGCAGUUAAUCCAGAAUGCGGCAGCUAGACUGGUGACUGGGAGCGGCCGCCGAGACCAUAUAACACUGGUCCCAAGAGACCUACAUUGGCUCCCAGGAAGUUUCCGAGCACAAUUCAAAGUGUUGGUGCUGACCUUUAAAGCCCUAAACAGCCUCAGUCCAGUAUACCUGAAGGAGCGUCUCCACCCCCAUUGUUCUGCCCGGACACUGAGAUCCAGCGCCGAGGGCCUUCUGGCAGUUCCCUCACUGCGAGAAGCCAAGCUACAGGGAACCAGACAGAGGGCCUUCUUGGUAGUGGCGCCCGCCCUGUGGAACGCCCUCCUGUCAGAUGUCAAGGAAAUAAACCACUAUCUGAAUUUUAGAAGACAUCUGAAGGCAGCCCUGUUUCGGGAAGUUUUUAAUGUUUGAUGUUUUAUUGUGUUUUUAACAUUCUGUUGGGAGCCGCCCAGAGUGGCUGGGGAAGCCCAGCCAGAUGGGCGGGGCAUAAAUAAUAAAUUAUUAUUAUUAUUAUUAUUAUUAUUAUUACAGUGGUGCCCCGCAAGACGAAUGCCUCGCAAGACGAAAAACUCGCUAGACGAAAGAGUUUUCCAUUUUUUGAGUCGUUCCGCAAGACGAAUUUCCCUAUGGGCUUGCUUCGCAAGACGAAACGUCUUGCGAGUUCUUGCGAGUUUGUUUCCUUUUUCUUAAAGCCGCUAAGCCGUUAAUAGCCGCUAAUAGCCGCUAAGCCACUAAGCCGCUAAUAGCCGUGCUUUGCAAGACGAAAAAACCGCAAGACGAAGAGACUCGCGGAACGAAUUAAUUUCGUCUUUUGAGGCACCACUGUAGUAGUAGUAGUAGAAUGUGUCCUUCUAUUUAAAAUGCAUCUCUGGGUUAUUUGUGGGGCAUAGGAAUUCAUUCAUUCCCCACCCCCCCAAAUAUAGUCUGGCCCCCCACAUGGUCUGAGGGACAGUGGACCGGCCCACGGCUGAAAAAGGUUGCUGACCCCGAUUUAUACCCUACCCAUCUGACCGGGUUUCUCCAGCCACUCAGGGCAGCUUCCAACAUAAUAUAAAAACACAACUAAACACUAAGCAUUACAAACUUCUCAAUACAAGGGAAGGGAAUUUUUUAAUGUGUGAUAUUUUAAUGUAUUUUUAAUUUUUGUUGGAAGCUGCCCAGAGUGGCUGGAGAAACCCAGCCAGAUGGGCGGGGUACAAAUAUUUAUUAUUAUUAUUAUUAUUAUUAUUAUUAUUAUUAUUACAGUCAUACUUCGGGUUACAUAUGCUUCAGGUUACAUACGCUUCAGGUUACAGACUCCGCUAACCCAGAAAUAGUACCUCAGGUUAAGAACUUUGCUUCAGGAUGAGAACAGAAAUCGUGCACCAGUGGCGCGGCGGCAGCAGGAGGCCCCAUUAGCUAAAGUGGUGCUUCAGGUCAAGAACAGUUUCAGGUUAAGAACGGACCUCCAGAACGAAUUAAGUACUUAACCUGAGGUACCACUGUAUUAUUACAAGGCUGCCUUCAAAUGUUUUGGAAAGUCAAGUGUGGUUCUUGCAGUUACCUGCAUUUAAACUUAUGGGGCAAUCCUACUCAGAAGUACAUCCGUCUGACUUCAGUGGGGCUGCCGCUUGAGCAGGUGGGGUUAGGGUUGCAGAGGAUGAGGACUUAUAGAAUCUCAGAAUUGUAUUGGAAGGGGGUCAUCUACUCCAACCCCCGGCAAUGCAAGAAUCUCAACUAAAACAUCCAUGACAGAUGGCCGUCCGACCUCUGCUUAGAAACCUCCAAGGAGUGCGUUGUGCCACGCUUCCAAGAUCAGAGACAGGCUUCUUUGGAGUACCAGUUUCUGGAGAACAAGCUCAGAGCUGGUUGCCUUCACAACAACCCUGUGAGGCAGGCUGCCGGUGUUCCCCUUUCACAGAUGGCAAAACUGAGGCUCUAACUUUCCCAAGUUCGCAGGGGCUCUCUGGAGCAGAAAAGAGUACCGUACUUUUCCGUCAAUAAGACGCCCCCGUGUAUAAGACUACCCCAAUUUGGGGGACUCCAAUUUAAGAAAAUGGGGGGGGGGCGGAGAUGACACAGAGCUGUUGAUCUUUCUUUGGGGGGGGGUUGCCAAAAACCGCUCACCCACAUACAUUGCUAAAUCCGUCUUCCGUCUUUCCCAUCGCUGGCAGAGCUGUUGAGCUGUUUUUGGGGUGGAAUUGUGGACAAUCGCUCACCCGCCGCUAACGAUCCUGAAGACACACAGCCGCCAAUCAAGAGACAGUCAAUCACAAACAGCCCUUCACAGACCCACCGAUCACCCGCCCUGUCGCCGCAGAAAAUCUCCUGCUCACGGCUGCAACCAAAUGGCCCCCCCAAUGCGCUACCCAUGUAUAAGACGAGGGCAAAUAUGAAAACGAAUUUUUAAAGAAAACACCCUAGUUUUAUAUGCGGGAAAAUACGGUAGCUCGUUCCUGGCUGCUUAAAGGAAUAUGCAGGCCCUUCGCUCCCAUUUGAUGCAACUCAUCUGAAGAAUAUUCUAAAUUUUGGGGAGCAGGUCCUUGGGGUUUUGUCCAGCCAGAGUAGACCCCCCACUGAAAUGAAUGGACCUACAUUAAUUCCAUGGGAUGCGGGUGGCGCUGUGGGUUAAACCACAGAGCCUAGGACUUGCAGAUCAGAAGGUCGGCGGUUCGAAUCCCUGCGACGGGGUGAGCUCCCGUUCCUCUGUCCCAGCUCCUGCCAACCUAGCGGUUCCAAAGCACGUCAAAGUGCAAGUAGAUAAAUAGGUACCGCUCCAGCAGGAAGGUAAACGGCGUUUCCGUGCGCUGCUCUGGUUCGCCAGAAGCGGCUUAGUCAUGCUGGCCACAUGACCCGGAAGCUGUAUGCCGGCUCCUUCGGCCAAUAAAGAGAGAUGAGCGCCGCAACUCCACAGUCGGCCACGACUGGACCUAAUGGUCAGGGGGUCCCUUUACCUUUACAUUAAUUCCAGAGGGUCUACUCUGAGUAGGACUCGUGUUGACCACAACCCUCAUUGUUUCCUUGUAUCUAUCGGGUUUCUCAAGUGUGGGAAAUCUCACGAGACGCGUUUCCAAGUCAGGGUUUGGGUUGGCUUUCUGUUGAGUGCCCGCCCCCCCUUGAGCUCUGUUUCGACAGAUCCGAUCCAAUUUCAGAUCCGAAUUCCUGUGUGAACAUAUUCCAUCUGCCCAACCUGCGAGCAAAGCUGGGUUUCCCCGAAAGGGGAGCUGUGGGGGCGAUCAGGGCUUGCGACUCUCCCUUUCCUUUCCUCUCUCUUGUGUGCCAAAACUAGAUCUUUGUGUGGGCAGAAGGAAUUUGCGAGGAACCUUGCCAAUCUCUCGGAGCUCUCUUCCCAGCUUUGGAGUUCUGGUGGUGGUUGAGGGAGUGGUGUCCGAGGGCUACAGCUCAGAGCCAGGGAGACGUUCUCUUGUUUGUCUCCAGAUCUCCUCAAGUGUAGAUGAAGCGUUGGGAGAAUUUUGUAAUGCGCGAAAGGGGUAUGUCAUAGAGUUGGAAUGGACCGUGUGUGUGUGCGCGCGGGUGCGUUGGGAUUUUGGGAACCCGGACUCCUGGAUUCUGUCCACCGAUCCUUUGUUCUCUUUCGUGUGCCUCAGUUUCCACCUCCCUAAAAUGUGUGCAGCCAUCUGCCCCACCCAGAUCCGAAAUUUUAUUUAUAAAAAUCUUUAUAAAUAUUAUAAAAUAUUUGUUUGUUUGCAAAAAAAAACAACAACACCAGAGUGGUUUACAACAAAUGUACAUAGAAGCCGUACAAUAAAAGCAAUAUUUUUUAAAAGUUAAAAUCGGGAAUCAGCUAAGCGUUGUGGGAAAAUGUAUCCUUUUUGGAUGAAGUUAUUAUUGUUGUUAUAUUUGGACACAGCCCUUUAUCCAAAGAGUCCUGGUAGUUGUAUUUUGUUAAGGGCUUUUUUUUGGGGGGGGGCGGUAAGAUUGUUGUUGUUGUUAAUCUGUAGAUCUCAGGGUGAUUCACACAUAAAAUCACAAUACAUUCCUAAUGAACUGCAUAUGAACUGGAGGGGUUGCACCAGUAAAGAAUCAUUUACUUCAAAGUGAAAGCGCGUUUACUGCUCAACCCUGCUUUAGUAAUUACUAUUUCAUUUUAUAACGAUGGAUGGAAAUUAAAAGAUGAAAACCGAAACUGUCGAAUAGCCACGAGGAAUGAGUACUUUGUGCGCGAGUUAAAAUAAUAACAAAGUCCAAGUAAAGACGAUUGACGUUAUCAGAUCAUCCAAGUCUAGUUCCAGAUUUGCCUGGCUUUGAUGGGGGUUGUCUUGAAAAUGAUGGUUCUGCUAUAUAUUAAAUAAAGGGAUGAAAAUGCAUUCUGUGAAUUGCCUGCGUAGGCCUGGGUGGGAUGGAAGAGUUUUCAGCUGGUGUUCAAAAGUUGAAACAGAAGAUGCUUGCUGAAUCUCUAGUGGCAGAGAGUUCCAUAGGACCGGGCUGGUGACACUAAAGGCUCGGGGUUUUUUGUCAUUGUCAAAUAAGCCUCACAAACUCGGGAAACAACGAACGAUGUUCCUGCAGUUGAUCUCGGUGAUCGAGCUGUGAUUUGAGGGUGCAGGGCUUGGUAAAUUAAUACAAGGAAAUACCAUUGAACCUGGUAUUUUAGGGUUGCCAUAUUUCAAAAAAUGAAAAUCGGAACACAAAAGUUGUUGAGCUUCCUUCUUGGCCAAAGCUCUUGAGUUUAUUUUUUGUAAAGAAGAAGAAGUUUUAAAGCUAUUUUUUAGGGAAAUUGCCAAAAAAAAAUCUACACCUCCAAUAUGGGCAGGUUUCCCUGGACAUUUAAAAUGAUUUACGAAAUCGAGUAUAGGGCAGCAUAUAUAAAUUCAACAAAUAAUAAUAAUAAUAAUAAAAAUUCCGCCUGGACGCCAUUUUUGACGAGUGAAUCCUGGCUAUGUUCAGGAAAUUCCAGACAUAUGGCAGCCCUGCUUUAUUUCCUCUGGUAUGUGAAGCCGGCCCUACCAUUAGGCAAAAUGAGGCCACUGCCUCAGGCGGCAAAAUGCUUGGGGCGUGGGGAGUAACAAGCCCCUCUGCUGGAGGACUGGCCAUGUUGCUGCCCUGCCCCUAAAUUUGCGCCUCAGGUGUUAUGGAGCACGCUGUCCUGUCACCAGUGUUGGAUUAAGAUUUGACGGCCUGCCCAGUUGGCUUCUGUAUCUGGAAUGGGGUAGACGUUGGGGCCGCCAUCUUGUCAUUCACCUUUGUUGCAGGAAUUUAUGUAUAGGUUGGGGGGGGGGGUUGCCCCUCCAGCAGAUAUCAUGCACAUGCAGCCCACUACCCAAACCAGCACAAUCGCUUUUGUGACUUUUGUGAUUUGUCCCCAUAAAACACCCCAUCGUAGUUUCUUCCUAUCUAUUCAAAGGGUCUUUGCUGCACAAUACCAAAUGUAACAAUUCACUGAUAAAUGCAUCUAUGUACAGGCUCACUGGGAAAACUUCAGAAAUUCAUAUAGACAUGUGAGCUCAGCUGCUCAGCAGCCCCUCUGCCUGAGUGAUAAUCCCUGGCAUCCUGAUACCUGAGUGCCAGACAGGUAGCCAGUUCAGAAAUAGCAAACCCAGAUGAAGACAAAAGGGUGUGAUUAACUUGGCUGGGAAACAGGGAAAUGUAAAGAUCUCUUUUGCUUCACUCGAUGGGUGUUUGGUGGAGGGCAAGGAGAACCAUGGGGCAGGGUCCAGGAUGCUCAGAUUACUGCCCCCAGACCUCCCCUUUCAUGAUGUAACCAAAUGUAUUAGUGAUGUAGUUUGAGGGGGGGGUGUAACAUGGGGAUGAGCAGCUAAUAAAAGUUUGGGGGCUCUUUUGUUUGGGGCUUCCAUCUUGUUCCACCUGGUGGCAGGUGGGAGUCCUGUCGCGACAGUCUUCAAUAAAGACCAAACCUACUGGCUGCUGUUUUGCACUGGUAUUCCUGGCUGGUGUCCUUGUUUUUUGUCCAAGGGAGCCCUCAGAUUUCUCCGUUAACACUUUGUUCAGCAAAAGGUCUUUGGCUGGUCCUACUGGGAUGGCUGCUGGAGAGAGAGCCCCUUCCCCACCCUCUUUGCAGCUUCUGGGAAAUGGGGCAUGCCAGUUUUUUAAGCACCGUGAUAGCACUCAAAACCGUCAUGGCUCCUCCCCCAAGGAAUUCUGGGAGCUGUAGUUUGUGAAGGGUGCUGAGAGAUGUCAGGAGACCACAGUUCCCCUCACAGACCUCCAGUUCCCAGAGUGGUUUUACAAUCCAUCUCUCUUCUCAGGGAAUUUUGGGAAUCUGUGAGGAGAAUCACGAAGAGUCGGACACGAUUAAACGACUAAACAACAAGUGAGGGGAAUUAGAGGUGUCCUAAUGACUCUCGGCACCCCUUUUUAAAAGAUAAAAUAUAGUUUUAAUGAUUUCCAUUGUAUAACAACAAUUAAAAAGGGAAAAAAGCAAAAAUACAGAAGCAAAAUCCCAUUUUAUCCUCCUCCGGGACGGUUCAGUCUACAGUAUUUAAGUUUGCUGAAGUCCAAUCUGUGAUUUCGGUGGUUUCCAUUCUUCAGUAAAAUGUUUUAUAAAAGGAGGCUAUAUUUCAUCAGAAUAAUUUCCGGCAUUUGCAUUAUUCAACGCAUGCAAUCUCUUUGCCAGUUUUUCCUGAUUCAGCUGUUGACCAUACAUUCUGUUUCCAACGAGAAAAACAAAAUGCUCUCCAGUUCUGUGCCACUGCUUGGCAUGUUCCUACAAAAAGAAAAAUUAUUAGUCCUUUAUAGCAAAGGUCAGAUCGCCCUUAACAAACUACAACUCCUAGGCUUCUUUUUGAGCUGGGGGGAAGCCAUGGCUGUUUAAAUUGGGAUCAUGGUGCUUUACAUGUAUGGUGUCCCAGGAUGAAAAUCUCCCGUAACCAAAUGCCUUGUUCCUUCUAGCGCUCGUACUCUCUGGUACUGGAGGCCUGGGAUGCCGCCAAUGCUUCUGACGUCACCAGCCAGGGUAAGGAGCUGCUCUCUCACCUGGGGGAGCCAGCAGGGUGGGGUUCCAGACAGGGACACGGUUAGGAUUUUGAGACCCUCCAUGUUCAGAGCCAUAGCUGUCAAGCGUCCCUUAUUUGGCGGGACAGUCCUUUAUCCCAGCGCCAUGUCCCGCUGCUGUCCCUUAUUGAUGAUGUCCCUUAAGGUAAUGGGGCCCUUUCUGUGUCCAACUGUCCUUUGUCAAUAACAAAUUGUUGCUGUUUUUUUGUGUUGAAUAUGUGCUAUAUGGUAAUUUAUGGACCUAAUAGGUAUCUAAAGCCAUUUGCACGCAACAAAAUAUGUAUUUUAGCAAAGUAAUUGUUGAUCCCUUAUUUUGGCUGCUGAUCCCUUAUUUUCGAGGCUGCUGGUCCCUUAUUUUCAACUCUGUAAGUUGACAGCUAUGUUCAGAGCAGUCUACCCCUGAAUAUCAGUUGCAGCAAAGGAGGUCUCUUGCCUUCAAACCCUGCUUGCUUGUGGGUUUCCUAGGGCUACCUCACUGCCCAUGAUGGAGGUCUAGGUGAACUGCCUUUCAUCUGAUCCAGCAGAGCUCCUUAGCUGUCUAAUAAUAAUAAUAAUAAUAAUAAUUUUUUAUUUAUACCCCGCCCUUCUCAGUUCAAAAAACAGGGCUCAGGGCGGCUAACAACAAAUUUAAAACACUGAAAAGCACUAUUGUGUUGUUGUUAGCCACCCUGAGCCCGGCUUCGGCUGGGGAGGGCGGGAUAUAAAUAAAUAAAAAAAUAUUAUUAUUAUUAUUAUUAUUAUUAUUAUUAUUAUUAUUAUUGAGCUUGGUGGACCAGUGGCCCGACUGGCUGCAAGUUAGCUUCCUCCCUUCUGAUGCACCCAGGCAGUUUUGGGUCUUCCACCUCUGCCUUUGUCUUUGGAAAUUCGCCGGGUGAUGCAGUGAGUCUCAGCUCCCGCCCCCUUGCCUUUCUCGCCCUCUCCUUCCAGGCGGAGGGCAGCUGAUGGAGCGGGUGACCCGUUCGGGAAUGCUGAACCCUGGCGAAGGCUGGCAGGACCUGUGGCAUCACGGGCGCAGCACCUCGCUGGAGUACCGGGUGCGGGUGCGCUGCCAAGAGCAUUACUACGGCCCGGCCUGCAACUUCCUGUGCCGGCCCCGCGACGAUUUCUUCGGGCACCACAGCUGCGACGCUGCGGGCAACAAGGUCUGUCUGGACGGCUGGACGGGAGACGAAUGUACACGGGGUAUGUCCCGGGACGUCCGGCUGGCACGGGGUGGAGGAGAGGAAGAAGGGGCUGCAUUGAGGGAGGGUGGGGAGAGAACCCAGGAGUCCGGCACUGGGUGCCAUUUUCCAUCCCGGCCUCCUGGCAGUAAUGAAGCUUUGUUACGCAUCCACAGAUCUGGGAAAGAGAACCUGAGGCUCUGCUUCGAUCCUACCCAGCCCCUUCAUUGAUUCAUUAAUAAUAAUAAUAAUAAUAAUAAUAAUAAUAAUAAUAAUUUAUUAUUUAUAUCCCGCCCAUCUGGCUGGGUUUCCCGAGCCACUCUGGGCAGCUUCCAACAAAACACUAAAAUACAAUAACCUAUUAAACAUUAAAAGCUUCCCUAAACAGGGCUGCCUUCAGAUGUCUUCUAAAAGUUUGGUAGUUAUUUUUCUCUUUGACAUCUGGUGGGAGGGCGUUCCACAGGGCGGGUGCCACUACCAAGAAGACCCUCUGCCUGGUUCCCUGUAACUUGGCUUCUCGUAGUGAGGGAACCGCCAGAAGGCCCUCGGAGCUGGAUCUCAGUGUCCAGGCAGAACGAUGGAGGUGGAGACGCUCCUUCAGGUAUACUGGACCGAGGCCGUUUAGGGCUUUAAAGGUCAGCACCAACAUUUUGCGUUGUACUUGGAAACGUACUGGGAGCCAGUGUAGGUCUUUCAAGACCAGUGUUAUAUGGUCUCGGCGGCUGCUCCCAGUCACCAGUCUAGCUGCCGCAUUCUGGAUUAGUUGCAGUUUCUGGGUCACCUUCAAAGAUAGCCCCACAUAGAGCGUAUUGCAGUAGUCCAAGUGAGAGAUAACCAGAGCAUGCACCACUCUGGCGAGACAGUCUGUGGGCAGGUAGGGUCUCAGCCUGCGUACCAAAUGGAGCUGAUAAACAGCUGCCCUGGACACGGAAUUGACCUGUGCCUCCAUGGACACCUGUGAGUCCAAAAUGACUCCCAGGCUGUGCACCUGGUCCUUCAGGGGCACAAUUACCCCAUUCAGGACCAGGGAGUCCUCCACACCCGCCCGCCUCCUGUCCCACCAAAACAGUACUUCUGUCUUGUCAGGAUUCAACCUCAAUCUGUUAGCCGCCAUCCAUCCUCCAACCGCCUCCAGGCACCCACACAGGACCUUCACUGCCUUCACUGGUUCCGAUUUGAAAGAGAGGUAGAGCUGGGUAUCAUCCGCAUAUUGAUGAACACCCAGUCCAAAUCCCCUGAUGAUCUCUCCCAGUGGCUUCAUAUAGAUAUUAAAAAGCAUGGGGGAGAGGACGGAACCCUGAGGCACCCCACAAGUGAGAGCCCAGGGGUCUGAACACUCAUCCUCCACCACCACUUUCUCAACAUGGCCCAGGAGGAAGGAGCAGAACCACUGUAUAACAGUGCCCCCAGCUCCCAGCCCCUCUAGACGGUCCAGAAGGAUGUUAUGGUCAAUGGUGUCAAAGGCUGCUGAGAGAUCCAGCAGAACUAGGAAACACUUGUGUAGUGGCAAAUUCAGAAGUGUAGGGUCCCAUGGCCCCUCACAGCCAUGUCCCUUCAACGAUUAGACAGCUUUUUAAGACUGUACAAUAAACUUACAGUUAUGCAAUAAUAAUAAUCAGCAACACCUUGCAACCAGCGUUCAAAACUCCCGUUGUUCUAGGCACAUUUAGCGACAGGGAAUUUAAUGAGCACGAGCAGUUUCUGAGCAGUGCGCCUAAGAUUUCAAAUUAAAACUGCAGAGUGGAAGAAAAGGAGGACCUUUUUCUGCCUCCCCACUUCCAGCUACUCUCUGAAGACUGGAGAGGAGACCCUCAUAAGCAUAUUAGAGGGUGGGCAGGGGAAGGACUACUAGAUCAUGUGAAAAAUGAACAUAAUGUUUUAGCUGUUCAUUCAUUUUCAAUACUGUAUUCCUGUUAUUAAAAAAAGCGUGUCUAGACAUUCCGUUGUGCUCAUAACCUAGGUGCCAUUUAGCUCCUAGCUUUCGGGUGGCACUGUGGGUUAAACCACAGAGCCUAGGGCUUGCUGAUCAGAAGGUCGGCGGUUCAAAUCCCCGCGACGGGGUGAGCUCCUAUUGCUCGGUCCCUGCUCCUGCCAACAUAGCAGUUCGAAAGCACACCUGUGUAAGUAGAUAAAUAGGUACCGCUCGGGCGGGAAGGUAAACGGCGUUUCUGUGUGCUGCUCUGGUUCACCAGAAGCGGCUUAGUCAUGCUGGCCACAUGACCCGGAAGUUGUAUGCUGGCUCCCUCGGCCAAUAAAGCGAGAUGAGCAUCGCAACUCCAGAGUCGGCCAUGACUGGACCUAAUGGUCAGGGGUCCCUUUACCUUUACCUUCAUAUCUCAGUUUCAAACACUGCUAGCAAUGAUCAGUUUCAGCUAGUUCUACUAUUUUCUGUGCAUGUACUUGGGCAGGUGAUUUGGAGUGCUCAGAUAUCUUCUUUCCAAGUGACCUAAGCUGUGUUUGCUGUGAAGUUUCAUUGUUAUCUAAUAGAACCUGUCCCUUGAAACAGAAGCACCUUGCGUUUCAGUGCUCCUAAAUGCUUACCUUUGGAGCAGACAUCUGGGAAAUUUGACUUCUUGUUUUGACCUAUAAAGCCUGGCGCAGCUCAGGACCCCAAUGCCUCAAGGACCCCAAUGCCUCUCCCCCUAGGAACUGUCCCAGACCCUGCGAUUAUCAUCUGAUUAUCAUUCUUCAUGAGAGGUCCGGAGGGUGGCACCACCGGAAAGGGCCUUUUCUGUGGUGGCUCCCCGCUUGUGGAAACUCUCUCUCACAGAGACUCACUCACUUCUUUUCUGCCAGGCCUAUGGCUUUUAAUUAUCUGGAUUGUCUUUUAGAUUUAUAAAUUUAUUAGAUCGUAAUGGUGAUGAUUAUCAUCGCUGUGCCCUGGGCUGAAUUUGCAACGCUCACAUAAACUCCCCUCGUGUUUCUUGCAGCCAUUUGCCGGCCGGGUUGUCACGAAACUCAUGGGACCUGUGAGGAGCCUGGAGAAUGCAAGUAUGUACAACUGAGUGUGGAUGAAUGGCGCAGCUUACCGGAAAAAUAAGAAAUUGAGAUAACAAACUUUUUAUUAAAAAAAGAAUGGAAAUGGUUUAUUGAAUAUUUGCAGACAAAUUGUAAAACAGAUAAGAACAUUGGCAGGAUUAUUGUACUAACCUGCAGUUUCGCAAGAGUAUAUAUUUAAAGCAGACGAAUAAAUGAACAAAUUGAGUUAGUUUGGAUAUGCAGAAGAUAUUAAAAAUAAAUUUAAGGAUCCACAGAAAGAGGGGGAAGGAACUCAAGUUUUGAAAUGUUAAAAUGGCUGAAAAAUUACUGAAAUGUAUAAACCUGAAAAUCGUAAAAAGAAGAAGAAGUGAUCUACAGAUGAAGGGCGGUAUAUAAAUUCAAUAAAAAAUAAUAAUACAAAUCCUGCGUUGUAGAUCGUAUUGGCCACAAACCAAAAACAACAAUUCAGCUGGGGAAGGAGUGAUUAAAAAGAGAGGCUUUCAAAAGCACAGAACAGGAGGUGCCUGUCUCACGGGGACAGAGUUCUCUAAUGUGGGUGACACCACAAUGAAGGCCCUGCUCCCACUGGCUACGUGGCACUGCCAGGCUGGCCCCCUCAGCUGAGCUCAGGCACCAGGUGGGGCUAUUGAGGAGAGGGCAAGGUGGUCUCUUAAAAUAACCUGGUCCUGAGGUGUGUAGUGCUUUAUAGACGAAAGAGAAGACUUUAGACUUGGCCCAUUAGGACAGGGGCAGCCCGUGCCAUUCCUUUCAAAAACGGCUACCUAUGAAUUUAAGUUGUCAGUCCCUUCAGGAUUUUGCACAUGUUUCUGGACACAACACUACAAUCCCACUUUAAACAGUCACACCUUCCUCCCCCCAAAUAAUUUUGGGAGCGGUAGUUUGAUAAGGGUGCUGAGAAUUGCCGGGAGACCCCUAUUCCCUUCACACAGCUACGGUUCCCAGGGUGGUUCAACACACCCUGGGAACAGUAGUAGCGAUGGCUUCUCCCUUCCAAAGAAUUAUGGGACUUGUAGUUUGUCAAGGGCGCUGAGAGUUGCCAGGAGGCCCCAAUUCCCCUCACGGACCCACGGCUCCCAGAGUGGUUUAACCACCAACCAAUAAUAACCAAUAAUAACCCCUCUUUCUCAGAGAACUCUGGGAAUUGCGGCACUGUGAGAGGAACAGAGGGGGUCUGCUAACAUCUCUCAGCACCCUUAACCAACUACACUUCCCAGCAUUCUUUGGGAGAAGCCAUGUGUGUUUAAAGUGGUAUCGUAGUGCUUUAAAUGUGCCGUGUGGAUGUAGCCUGUUGAAAUCAGGGGCUAAGCAGUUGGCCCCUUACCUCUCUCGCCCUGACCUAGCCACUGUGAUCCAUGCGACGGUCACCUCCAGACUUGAUUAUUGUAACUCGCUCUACGUGGGGCUGCCCUUGAGACUGACCCAGAAACUCCAGCGGGUGCAGAAUGCCGCGCUGAGACUUCUUACGGGGUCCUUGCCGUGGGAUCACAUUCAUCCAGUGCUUUACCAGCUGCACUGACUCCUGGUGGAGUACAGGAUCAGGUUCAAGGUGCUGGUUUUGACCAGCCCUAUACGGCCUAGGAUCCUCGUACCUACGGGACCGCCUCUCCUAGUAUGUCCCACGGAGGACCUUACGGUCUUCAAAUAAAAACAUCUUGAAGGUCCCAGGCCACAGAGAGGUUAGGCUGGCCUCAACCAGAGCCAGGGCUUUUUCGGCCGUGGCCCCGAUCUGAUGGAGCACUCUGUCACAAGAGACUAGGGCCCUGCGGGUCUUGACAUCUUUCCGCAGAGCCUGCAAGACAGAGCGGUUCCACCAGGCCUUUGGCCAAGGCACAGCCUGACCCCCUCCUUUGGUAAUCCUCACAGAACUCUAGCCCAAUGGUUGCCAUUAAAUUGAUUUUGAACUGAUUUUAAAAUGAAUUGAUUUUAGAAUGCUGUAUUAUUUUACUGCUGUUAGCCUCUCUGAGCCCGGCUUUGGCUGGGGAGGGCGGGAUAUAAAUAAAAUUUUCUUAUUAUUAUUUAUUAUUACUUUCAGUGGGUUUUCUAUGCGUGAAAUUGGAUUACACAGCCCUGCGAGGUGCAUAAUGUUUGGGAACUGGGUUACCUCUCCCCCUUUCCCUGCUUCCCAAAUUCUCCCCUCGCCCCCAAAGAGCCGAUUUCCUGGCCGGCCCCGGCAACUGGAAGCCCGGCAGCUCCCCUCCAACGCCGGGGCAAUGGCCUAGGGCAGGAAACAGCUAGCCAAACCCCGCUGGGAGGAGAAGGAAGUUCUGGGUCCCGGCCAGGAAAAAUGAUGUCACCCUUGGAUCCCAGGGCCGAUAAGGAUGGGGUGCGGCACCGACUGCGGUUACGAGGAGGCCCAGCCCCUGAUUGGGAAGGCUGGGCAGGGGCCAGGAUCUUGACCGGCCGCCCAGCGUGAUGGCCCCGGUGGGGCAAGAAGGCUUUUUUUGGCAAGCUUGGGGGGGAGCCAAACCGAGCAACGGCUGUGUCAAAGAUAGCAAAAGUUCCUGAUGACAUAUUUACAUCAUCUGUUUUCAAGUGCUGUGACCCUCAUUUAGACAGCCACGCCUUCCCCCAGGGGAUCUUGGGAGUUGUAGUUUGUUCAGGGUGCUGAGAGUGGUUAGGAGACCCAGGUUCCCACACACACAGAGAGAGAACUACAAUUCCCAGAGUUCCCUGCGAAGAAGGAUUGGUUGUCAAACCGCUCUGGGAAUUGUAGCUUUGUGCGGGGAAUGGGGUGUCUGUGUCUCCUAACACCUCUCAGCACCCUGGACGGGCGAUGGCCCUCACAAUUCUUUAGGGUAAAGCAGUUGUUGUCUCUGUUCUGCAUUGACGCAGGAGCAUAGCUGUCAAUGUACAGAUUUGAAAAUAAGGGACCAGCAGCCUCGAAAAUAAGGGAUCAGCAGCCAAAAUACAGUAGUGCCUCGCAAAACGAAAUUAAUCCGUUCCGCAAGUAUCUUCGUCUAGCGGUUUUUUCGUCUUGCGAAGCAACCCUAUUAGCGGCUUAGCGGAUUAGCGCUAUUAGCAGUUUAGCGGCUAUUAAAGGCUUAGCGGCUUAGCGGAUUAGCUGCUAAAAGGCUAUUAGCGGCUUAGCGGCUUAGAAAAAGGGGGGGGAGCGAAAAAAAAUCUCAAGACUCGCAAGACAUUUUCGUCUUGCGAAGCAAGCCCAUAGGGAAAUUCGUCCUGCGAAGCGCAUUGAAAACAGAAAACCCUUUUGUCUAGCGGGUUUUCCGUCUUGCGAGGCAUUCGUCUUGCAGGGCACCACUGUAAGGGAUUUUGCUGUUGUAAAGAGUUACAUACGUUGGUAGGAUUGACAGAUGCUGUCAAUCCGGCAUGAGGUGGUUGUGGUGCCGCGGCAGAUGCUGAAACAGUGCCCUUCUGCGUCCCUCCCCAUCCCCUCCUCUUCUCCCUCAGGCCGCCUCCUCAGCUGCCACCACGGCUGCCGCCUCCGGGCUCGCGGGCGGCGUGGGCGAGAGUCUCUCUCGCUUCCUUCCCCGCCCCCUCAGGCGGGGAAGGGCUGAUGGAAGGCGUCUUAGCUAGUGCCCAUCACCGCGUUGUGGCGGUGAGUCCCAGAGGUUAACACUACGCCUGUCGGCCUCUCCGAUCUCCUGUGAACCAGUGUCAUUGUGUGACUCCAAUGACUACUAGCGUUAGGAAAAGGGGAGGAAGAAACUCCUCUCUCUCUCCCCCGCUCUGUGCAAUUCCUUAAUACGAUAAGUAUCUGCCAUUUCUUCCCCUGUUGCACAUGUCAUGUGUUGUUGCUGUUGUUGUUAAUUAUACAGUGGUACCUCUGGUUGCGAACGGGAUCUGUUCCGGAGGCCCGUUCGCAACAUGAAAAGAGUGCAACCCGCAGCGGUGCGUCUGCGCAUGCGCGGGUUGCGAUUCGCCACUUCUGCGCAUGCGUGUGAUGUCGUUUUAUGCUUCUGCGCAUUCGCAAGCGGCGAAACCCGGAAGUAACCCUUUUUGGUACUUCCUGGUCGCUGCGGGACGUAACCUGAAAGAACGUAACAUGAAGCGGACAUAACAUGAGGUAUGACUUUAUAGGAAUUUGCUGACAUGCUCUGUAAUAUGUAUAUUUGUUAUCCCCCUCCCCCUCUGUACUUUUAUGUUUCGAAUGUUUGUUGUAAGCUGCUUUGGGCACAGCUGCCCAAAAGCAGUAAACUCAACCCAUCUUCUAUUAUUAAUUAAUGCCAUCACUGCAUGAUGAGGACAAAAGAACAGUCCCUUGCCCCGAGCCACUUACAGUCUAAAAUUUGACACAGGGAAGACCACAGAUGGAAGGGGUGCGAAACUGAGGCAGAUGUAAACGAGGAAUAAUAAUAAUAAUUAAUUAUUUUUACCCCGCCCAUCUGGCUGGGUUUCCCCAGCCACUCUGGGCGGCUUCCAACAAAAUAUUAAAAUGCAAUGGCCUGUUAAACAUUAAAAGCUUCCCUAAACAGGGCUGCCUUCAGAUGUCUUCGGAAUGUCUGGUAGUUGUUUUUCUAGAACAUAGCUGUCUAUUCAGUUGCUUGUGCCAGGGGGUUGUGCCAGAGGACUUUACUCAAAACAGUAGAUUCUGAGGAGGGGCUUGGAGGAAGAGACAGGGGGGGGGGAGAGGGGGGGAGGGGGGGAGAGAGAUGGCAUCAGCCAGUCCAUUCUGGGAGGCAGUUCCAGAACGGCCAGGGAGAAAGAGAGGAAUCGCAUUUAGAGAGGAGGUAUUAGGGACGCGGGUGGCGCUGUGGUCUAAACCACAAAGCCUAGGGCUUGCCGAUCCAAAGGUCGGCGGUUCGAAUCCCCGCGACGGGGUGAGCUCCCAUUGUUCGGUCCCUGCUCCUGCCAACCUAGCAGUUCAAAAGCACGUCAAAGUGCAAGUAGAUAAAUAGGUACCGCUCCGGCGGGAAGGUAAACGGUGUUUCCAUGCGCUGCUCUGGUUCACUAGAAGCGGCUUAGUCAUGCUGGCCACGUGACCCGGAAGCUGUACGCUGGCUCCCUCGGCCAGUAAAGUGAGAUGAGCGCCACAACCCCAGAGUCAGCCAUGACUGGACCUAAUGGUCAGGGGUCCCUUUACCUUUACAGUUGUACCUCGGGUUACAGACGCUUCAGGUUACAUACUCUCCAGGUUACAGACUCCGCUAACCCAGAAAUAGUGCUUCAGGUUAAGAACUUUGCUUCAGGAUGAGAACAGAAAUUGUGCUCCGGUGGCGCAGCAGCAGCAGGAGGCCCCAUUAGCUAAAGUGGUGCUUCAGGUUAAGAACAGUUUCAGGUUAAGAACAGACAUUCGGAACGAAUUAAGUACUUAACACGAGGUACCACUGUAUUUUAAAAAAAGAUGCUCUCAAGUGAGACUAGCAUUAUACAUUUAAAACGAUGAAGCCAAUAACUGCGUGACGAGGCCAUCUCUCCGCUCAGAUUAGAGCUGGCUGGCUGGCUCACAUCUCCCGCUCAUAACCACUGUGCUGCUCUGAGCUUUCCCCUUCCUCCUCCCAGGUGCCACUAUGGGUGGACCGGUCAACUCUGCGACGAGUGCAUUCUUUUCCCAGGCUGCGUUCAUGGCAGCUGCACCGAGCCUUGGAAGUGCGACUGCGAGACCAACUGGGGGGGCAUCCUCUGCAACAAAGGUGAGCCCCCCCCCCACUUGGAGCAUGCUCAGUAGAGGCUUGGCUUCUAUUGGAAAUUGGCCAGUCUGGAAUUUUCCCCAGGCUACUCUAUGACUCUUGUUGAACUCAACCUCUGGGGUACUUUGCCAUUGCUUUUCAUGUUCUACUGACAGGGUCCUUUGUUUUAAAUUAUUUUGUGUUGCACUUGGAAAUCGGUCACUAAAUUUGUCUCCAGUAAGCCUGGCGAUGGUAAGCCAGAGAAGGGAGCAGAGUCAGGCCCAAACAAGUAGAUACAUACAUAAAUAAUUUUAUUUGUAUGCCGCCUUUGCACAGUUCAAACCAUGCUCAAGGCAGCUUACAAAAUGAAAAAAUACGUAACUACAACAUAACAAAAUUGGUCAUAAACAAUACAUUAAAUAUUAAAUACUCAACCAAACUGAACAAUUUCCACAUAAACCACAGUAAGAUCUAUAUACUAAAGAUACAAAAAAACCCAACAAUAAAUACUUCUAAGACCCAGAGAGGUCAAGAUCCUGCAGCUUCUGCGCUGAAGCCACACAUUGCGAAGUUUUUAUUCCCAGGGAUAAGAGAGUCGCCAUUUUCUCUGCUGGAUGGGCCUCUUCUACUUUUCUUGUACCUCUGAUGAUCCAAGAAGCAGAGGUCCAUUUGCUGAGCGGCAAGGUUAAAUUGGGGUUUCUUCUCUUUAGUUUUUCUAAACUAAUUAUGCAACACAGCAGCCAAAGCAUGACAAUCCCUACUGUGAUAUACACCCAGAUAUGUGUGCGUCCUGAACCUGAAACAGGUAUAUUAAGGAAGAAUUGAAGCACGCAGUUGUCAUUUUGCUGAUAAACAAGCUGGUACUCCAGCAAAUCCUUCAUAAACGUUAUUGAUAGCAAGGCCGCUGUCAGAUAUAUAGAAGUGCCCUUCAUACGUGCCAAUAGACUGGGGAUACUUAGUACAUCAAAGCACAAUAUGGGACAUGGGUGGCGCUGAGGGUUAAACCACAGAGCCUAGGACUUGCCAAUCAGAAGGUCGGUGGUUCGAAUCCCCGCGACGGGGUGAGCUCCCGUUGCUCGGUCCCUGCUCCUGCCAACCUAGCAGUUUGAAAGCACGUCAAAGUGCAAGUAGAUAAAUAGGUACCACUCCAGCGGGAAGGUAAACGGCGUUUCCGUGCGCUGCUCUGGUUCACCAGAAGCGGCUUAGUCAUGCUGGCCACAUGACCCGGAAGCUGUACGCUGGCUCCCUCGGCCAGUAAAGCGAGAUGAGCGCCACAACCCCAGAGUCGGCCACGACUGGACCUAGUGGUCAGGGGUCCCUUUACCUUUACAGCAAUGAUAAUAAUAAUAAUAAUAAUAAUAAUAAUUUAUUAUUUGUACCCCGCCCAUCUGGCUGGGUUUCCUCAGCCACUCUGGGCCGCUUCCAACAAAGAUAAAAAUACAUUAAAAUAUCACAUAUUAAAAACUUCCCUGAACAGGACUGCCUUCAGAUGUCUUCUAAAUGUCAGGUAGUUGUUUAUCUCUUUGACAUCUGAUGGGAGGGCGUUCCACAGGGCGGGCACCACUACCGAGAAGGCCCUUUGCCUGGUUCCCUGUAGCUUUGCUUCUCGCAAUGAGGGAACCGCCAGAAGGCCCUCGGCGCUGGACCUCAUGAUGGAAAGAUGCAAGCUCACUGGAACCAAGGAAUCACCUGAGCUUUCCUCCCUGCCCAGAUCUGAACUACUGCGGGUCUCACCGUCCGUGCAAAAACGGCGGCACUUGUGCAAACAACGAGCCGAACGAGUACGAGUGCCUUUGUCCUGAUGGAUUCCACGGCCGGAACUGCGAGGAAGGUGAGUGGCGACUCGAAAUGUCGGGCGAGAAAAGCCCCUCCAGGACAGUUGCCUCCCAGGGUCUCUCCCAUAAUCCUUUGCAAUGCUGUACAGUGUUCAGGGCAGGGACAACUAUUUUGAUGUGCUACAGGUAUAGUCCUCCCAAUGCUUUGGAGUGCAACUCCCAUUGGCCGCAGCCGGUCAGGGAUGAUGGGAGUUGUAGUCCAUCUUCAGGGCACCUCAUUGGCCACUUCCUUUCCCCCCACUUUUAUAUUGUUAUUAAUUGAAGUCCAUGAUAUCAUACACAAUCUUAAAUACACGUACAAAGAAAAGGUAAUAGUGAUGAUGAUGAUAAUAAUAAUAAUAAUAAUAAUAAUAACAACCUUAAAUAAUUAUACAGUCAUAUCUAGGGAUGUGGGUGGCACUAUGGGUUAAAUCACAGAGCCUAGGACUUGCCGAUCAGAAGGUUGGUGGUUCAAAUCCCCGCAACGGGGUGAGCUCCUAUUGCUCAGUCCCUGCUCCUGCCAACCUAGCAGUUCGAAAGUACGUCAGAGUGCAAGUAGAUAAAUAGGUACCGCUCCGGCGGGAAGGUAAACGGCCUUUCAGUGCACUGCUCUGGUUCGCCAGAAGCGGCUUAGUCCUGCUGGCCACAUGACCCGGAAGCUGUACGCCAGCUCCCUCGGCCAAUAAAGCGAGAUGAGUGCCGCAACCCCAGAGUUGGUCACGACUGGACCUUAUUGUCAGGGGACCCUUUACCUUUAUCUUGGGUUACAGACACUUAAGGUUGCGUUUUUUCAGGUUACGAACUGCCGAAACCCAGAAGUACCGGAAUGGGUUACUUCCGGGUUUCGGCGAUUGCGCAUGCGCAGAAGUGCUAAAUCACGCUUUGCGCAUGCGCAGAAGAGCCGAAUUGCAACCCGCGCGUGUGCAGACGCGCAGCUGUGGCUUGCAAAUGUGCAUCCCGCACGGAUCACGUUCGCAACCCAAGCGUCCACUGUACCGUUAAAUAUUGAUUUAAACUUGUACUUUUACGUGCUCUUUUCUAACUAAACAAAAAUAAACCAAAGUAGAAUCAAAUAAACUAGCAAAGUGGUUGGGUGUCAGAGUUGAAUAUGGGUGGCAGGGGUCUCUACCCCCACUCAGCCAGCGAGCUAAACUGGCUAAUCUCCCCAUCAUCAUAAAAGCCUCAGGGCAGGGAUGCGAUACAAAUCGCACUUCCCAAAAUAUACGUACCACAAAACAAUCAAAGUUACUAACAAAAGAGGAUAAAUACAGCAGACAUCUUAAAAUUACCAAACAAAAAAACAAACCUUGUAGAAUACGCAGCUUACUUUCUGACUGAAAUACUGGUACCUUGUUAGCACCCAAGGAAACAAAGUGACCUAACCGGGAGCUAUAUAUAAACUUAUUUCCAAAUAUACUAAUGUCGUUUAUUUAUUUUUUAUAUCUUUCGUAAAACUCAUAUACCACUUGAUUCUGUGAAAAAACCUCCACGCAACCUAGGAGUCACCUGACUUAUAAGUAGGCCUGGAAUGUUUACUUGACUAAUCAGGUAAUCAGUUUAAAAUUUCUCCUUCUAAGAAAUAAAUAUUUACCGCAAAAAGAGGUGCCCCCACGUCCUAUCUAUGCCAUCUUCAGCUCUGUGGAGAAAGUUUGAGCUAGAAACAUGGUACAUAAAAUAUAAUCUUGCAAUGCAUUCUACUUGGUGGGGUCGCUUGUAUAUCUGGGUUGUCCUUGGCUCCCCAAAAAGAUGAUUAAUUUUUAGCUGCAGCCAGGAAGUGCCUUUGCAUUUUGGGAUGGGACAAAAUCCCCUCCUUUCCCCCCCGUCUUGCUUCAGAAAUGUUUUCUCAGCUGUGCGAUGCGAGGGACUGGAAAUCAGAAGCUGGUCUGUUAGCAGAGAACUGGGCGGGAUGAUAGUCUGGGCAUGGAAAAUGACUCCACUCUUUGCUCCAGGAGGAGAGGCAGAGGUCAUAAACGAAGGAGGGUUCUUUUUCCAAUCCAGGCUGGGAGAAGAGACCUGUGUCUCCCUCGUCCAUUUUGCGCCAGCUCUGAAAAUUGGGUGGGAUACAGCGGUCAAAUAGGGGCUUGAAGAAGCUGGGAAGGCUUGCUUUCCAAGCCACCUGCCUGCACUGGCGGAGGAAGAGGAGUGUGGGAAGAGCACAUUGCCCCUGGCAGCGCGAUCCCGGUGGGGUGCCAUCGCGGCUGCCCCCCUGCCCGCGCUGGGUGCCACGCUCCCACAAGCGUCGUGCCACGCCCCCAGGACACGUGCCACGCCCCUGGGACGCGUGCCAGCCACGCCCCUGCCUGCUCUCUGCCCCCCCCCCCCAGUGCCGGAGCAUGAAGUUCUGCCACUGCCUGCCUGAUUGCCUCUGGCGAGGUGAGGAUACAAUACGAUAUGAUAAUCUUUAUUGUCAUUGUCCUAUACAGAACGAUCUACGUCAGACAUUCAGAAACCAACAAGCCUGCUAUCCAAUCUAUCCCAGCCUGGUUAGCCCCCUAAAAACUCUUAUACAGUGGUGCCCUGCAAGACGAAUGCCUCGCAAGACGGAAAACCCGCUAGACGAAAGGGUUUUCCGUUUUUGAGUUGCUUCGCAGGACAAAUUUCCCUAUGGGCUUGCUUCGCAAGACAAAAAUGUCUUGCGAGUCUUGAGAUUUUUUUUUCGCUUCCCCCCCCCUUUAUCUAAGCCGCUAAGCCUUUAAUAGCCUUUUAGCAGCUAAUCCGAUAAGCCGAUAAGCCUUUAAUAGCUGCUAAACCGCUAAUAGCGCUAAUCCGUUAAGCGGCUAAUAGGGUUGCUUCGCAAGACGAAAAAACCGCUAGACGAAGACACUCGCGGAACGGAUUAAUUUCGUCUUGCGAGGCACCACUGUACCCCAUAAUUGAAUACAAUAUACUCCCACAGAUACUACCUUAAAGGUAAAGGGACCCCUGACCAUUAGGUCCAGUCGUGACCGACUCUGGGGUUGCAGCGCUCAUCUCGCUUUACUGGCCGAGGGAGCCGGCGUACAGCGUCCGGGUCAUUUGGCCAGCAUGACUAAGCCGCUUCUGGCGAACCAGAGCAGCGCACGGAAACGCCGUUUACCUUCCCACCAGAGCAGUACCUAUUUAUCUACUUGCACUGGUGUGCUUUCGAACUGCUAGGUUGGCAGGAGCAGGGACCGAGCAACGGGAGCUCACCCCGUCGCGGGGAAUUGAACCGCCGACCUUCUGAUCGGCAAGCCCUAGGCUCUGUGGUUUAACCCACAGCGCCACCCGCGUCCUAGAGACUACCUUACACUGUGUUUAAAACCAAAAUCGCACUUGAAUAGAAACUGUUUCUCAGGAUAAUUUCCAGGCGAACAGAGGAAUCUCAUGAGUGUGGGGUCUUUUUUUCUUUCUAAUGCCCAACCCAGGGCGGCCGUAAGCAUGAAGGGGAGGGCCAGCAAGCAGACCUUACUGUGGACUAGCAGCUUUGGGGCAGGCCCGUUUGUAAAACAGCCUUGUGCCUCCUCUUUCCCGUGUCUCCCCGAUGCCAGCUCUCCUUCCGUUACCCGUUGCCGAAUUAACUUGCGCUCCUGAGCUCUGUGCCAACGGCGGAACGUGCCUCAACACCUCACCCGGUUUCCGGUGCGUGUGCCCCCCAGGAUGGAGCGGGGAGUUGUGUCAGCACGGUAAGUGGCUUCUUCUUGUUGUUUUUGUUUAGUUGUUUAGUCGUGUCCGACUCUUCGUGACCCCCUGGACCAGAGCACACCAGGCACUCCUGUCUUCCACUGCCUCCCACAGUUUGGUCAGACUCAUGCUGGUAGCUUCGAGAACACUGUCCCACCAUCUCGUCCUCUGUCGUCCCCUUCUCCUUGUGCCCUCCAUCUUUCCCAACAUCAGGGUCUUUUCCAGGGAGUCUUCUCUUCUCAUGAGGUGGCCAAAGUCUUGGAGCCUCAGCUUCAGGAUCUGUCCUUCCAGUGAGCACUCAGGACUGAUUUCCUUCAGAAUGGAGAGGUUUGAUCUUCUUGCAAUCCAUGGGACUCUCAAGAGUCUCCUCCAGUACCAGAAUUCAAAAGCAUCCAUUCUUCAGCGAUCAGCCUUCUUUAUGGUCCAGCUCUCACUUCCAUACAUCACUACUGGGAAUACCAUAGCUUUUACUAUAUGGACCUUUGUUGGCAAGGUGAUGUCUCUGCUUUUGAAGAUGCUGUCUAUGUUUGUCAUUGCUUUUCUCCCAAGAAGCAGGCGUCUUUUAAUUUCGUGGCUGCUGUCACCAAUGCAAUGUUUGCUUUUACCAAUCUUAACAGUCUUAAGGGCAUUAAAAAAAUAAACAAAUGACGGUGUUUACUUACGAGGAAGGAAAUAGAGUGUUAGCACUCUCACUUGCAAACUUUGGGAACAGAUGUAAAGUUUUUCAAAGGUGGAAAUGCACAAAUUUCUGCUUUGGUAAAAGUUUUCGAGGAGGGAUGCAUAUGAUGUGUGUGAGCACUCAGCUUUGCAAAUUUUAAAUCUGAAUGGAAAAUGCUUAUUAAACGUCGAUCUUUUACUGGGUUCAGACCGUUUAAUUAGAUGGGCAUGAAUUUUAGAAGAUCGAGCCUACUUAAUCAUUUAUUCCGCAUGCCUAAUUUUUAUGUGAGUUCAAUUUUUCCACCGAGUAGAAAGGGAACCUCAACUGGAUGAAUAAGUGUUUCCUAUUUUCCCUCGCUUUUUCCUUCUUUGGUGUUUUUCUUACUUUUAUUUUCUCCUUUAAUGAGGUUCAGACUCAAGUUAUGCAAAAAUCGACUUUGCAUCGAGUUAAUUUUGCUGAUAGAUUAUGCAUUAAAACUCUGCAAAUGCCAACGAGAUGUUUAAGAAAUAAAUAAAAUAAAAAUAAAAUGUUGAUGUUUCAGACAUGAGUAUUUGCAGCUAAUGGGAUGACCUCCUCCCACUUUUUGGGGGGAGUGGAGGACUGAUGAGUUUUGGGGACACACAUGGAUGCUUAAAAAUGAGACGCAGUCCAGAGAUGUUGUUGUUGUUGUUUAGUCGUUUAGUCGUGUCCGACACUUUGUGACCCCCUGGACCAGAGCACGCCAGGCACUCCUGUCUUCCACUGCCUCCCGCAGUUUGGUCAAACUCAUGCUGGUAGCUUCGAGAACACUGUCCCACCAUCUCGUCCUCUGUCGUCCCCUUCUCCUUGGGCCCUCCAUCUUUCCCAACAUCAGGGUCUUUUCCAGGGAGUCUUCUCUUCUCAUGAGGUGGCCCAAAGUAUUGGAGCCUCAGCUUCAGGACCUGUCCUUCCAGUGAGCACUCAGGGCUGAUUUCCUUCGGAAUGGAGAGGUUUGAUCUUCUUGCAGUCCAUGGGACUCUCAAGAGUCUCCUCCAGCACCAGAAUUCAAAAGCAUCAAUUCUUUGGCGAUCAGCCUUCUUUAUGGUCCAGCUCUCACUUCCAUACAUCACUACUGGGAAAACCAUAGCUUUAACUAUACGGACCUUUGUUGGCAAGGUGAUGUCUCUACUGUUUAAGAUGCUGUCUAGGUUUGUCAUUGAGAUAGGCCCCAGAAAUUCUAAACUUCAUCAAAAAUAUAGACUACCUUUUAAAGUGCAAAGGAGUCAGAGGUUUUUUGGAUUUCAGAUUUGGGGAAUUGGGCUGCCCAAGGUGUUUCCAAAGGAGACAAAGUAAGACAGCUGAAGUUUGGGAACUUCAAAGCUGCAGUAAAUGCUAAACUGGUAUUAAUUUAUUCCAGUAGAAUAGCCAUGUUUGGGCUAUUGUAGCAAAACCAACAAAAAACAAGCUAACUGAGACCUUCCCCCAACUGAUUUGGACUACAAUGCCCAUCAGCCCCAGUGUGGGAUGGGAGUUGUAAUUCAGAGCAGCUGGAGGACACGCGAUUGGUGAUGGCUGGGCUGGACUGAUAAGUCUAUUGUGACAAUAUAUUGCAUGGUUAUCUACCGCAGAUGCUUCAGUUGAGAUUCCUGCAUUGCAGGGAGUUGGACUAGAUCAGGGGGAGGCAAACUAAGGCCCGGGGGCCGGAUCCGGCCCGAUUGCCUUCUCAAUCCGGCCUGUGGAUGGUCCGGGAAUCAGCGUAUUUUUACAUGAGUAGAAUGUGCUCUUUUAUUUAAAGUGCAUCUCUAGGUUAUUUGGGGGCCUGCCUGGUGUUUUCACAUGAGUAGAAUGUGUGCUUUUAUUUAAAAUGAAUCUCUGGGUUAUUUGUGGGGCAUAGGAAUUUGUUCUUUCCCCCCCCAAAAAAUAGUCCGGCCCCCCACAAGGUCUGAGGGACGGUGGGCCGGCCCACGGCUGAAAAAGGUUGCUGACCCCUGGACUGGAUGAGCUUUGGGGUCCCUUCCAACUCUUCUACGAUUUAUGCAUUGAAUUCCACAUACACACUUUCUGUGUGGUUUCAGUUUCCCCAACACUGUAACCGUAAGAACCAGAAAUCUUAAAAAGCGACAUCUCUGUUCUUUUCCUGAGACAAAUUAGGUUCAGCUUGCCGUAACUGCUAGCAGAAGUGCAGUUUUGCAAACCGCCGGGCGCUGCGUUAAUUCCACUGUCGUUAGAUGGUUGUAAAGUUAAGGGAUUAUUAAGGCGCUGCGAUUUUCCUCUGCCUCUGUUGCCGGAUCCUCCUAACCGCAGCGCAUUGUUUUGCUGCCCCCUAGAGGUGACCGACUGCCUCUCCCAGCCCUGCAGCCACGGCGGGACUUGCAAGGACCUCCCUGACGGCUUCAAGUGCCUCUGCACUCCUCAGUGGACAGGGAAGACCUGCCAGAUCGGUGAGGAUUUUUUGCCCUUCGUUGCGUGACGUUCUGUGGUCGCUCCUUCCUCCUUGAGUUACAUCACCCCCUCCUACCCUUUUCCCCAGGGCUGUCUUUAGCAGAUGCGGGGUGCAAAUAUCCGCCCAGCGCCCCCAAAUUACCACGGAUGGGGGGCGGGGAGCUGCGCAAUGCCAGCCACAUACCGUAUUUUUCACUCCAUAAGACGCACCCGACCAUAAGAUGCACCUAGUUUUUAGAGAAGGAAAACAAGAAAAAAAAAUUUCCGAACGUAACAGUGGAUGUAUGAUUUUUGUGGUUCAUGCUGUGGCCACAGACAUGAUAUGUGAUUUGACGGUGAGUUUGGGGCAGCCCAAUGCAAAAAUCCUGAGAAUCCAUGUGGAUCCGUGCUUUGUAACCACGUUUUUGCGCCAUUGUGGCCCCACAAAACAGUGGGUACAUGGUUUUUUUGGUGCAGGCUGUAGCCAUGGACAUGCUAUGUGAUCUGAUGGCGAAUUUGGGGUGACCCAUUGCAAAAAUCCUGAGGAUCCAUGUGCUUUUACCUACCCCCUCCCAGGCAGCCUCCUUUAUCACUAGCGUCCCUUCUCCCCCUCCUGAUCGCUUGCCGAUCAGCUGCUCAGCGGCUUCCUUUCAGCACCCCCUUCCCUCUUUCUUAAAAAAAAAAAAAGCUUUUCGCCCCUGGGCAAUUUGGCUCCAGGGACCACGCAUUUGCUGUAUAAGACGCACAGACAUUUCCCCUUACUUUUUAGGAGGAAAAAAGUGUGUCUUAUGGAGCAAAAAAUAUGGUAGUUAGCGGGGCACAGCUUCCAUCCUAAGCCUCUGCGGGGAUCGCUCUCCUCCCAUGGAGGCUUGGGAGGUAGGCUGCACGCCGGCCAGCCAUGUGGUUAGGCUUAGGGUGCAGAGAAAGCGGGGGCCACCGGCAAAGCCGUGCAGCUCCCCCACUCACUGGGGUGCGCCCUGGCGCGACGCACUCCUAAGCCCUAUGGGAAAGACGGCUCCGCUCUUCCCAACGUCCCACCUCCUUGCCCUUCCAAUUGGUCCCGUGUGAUUUUCCAUUUCUUUCCUGCCCCCAAAUCAACACUCCUCUUCCCCUCGCCGCCCCUGCCCUGUUUUCAGCAUUCUGGAAGGCUGGGACUUCCUCCUCCUCGGAUGUUAGAAUGUUUGUGCUCAUUCACUUGCUCCACAGUACAACUGCCACUUAGGGGAGGUGAAAAACCGGGAGCUUUUAACAGGGGCAGGCUUUUGGUAAUCUUUUGUAAUGUGGCACCCUGUGCAAGGCCAAAAUUGGACGCCCCCAAAUGGAUCUUUUCCCAUUAUGGAUCUUUUCAAUUUUGCACCCCCUCGACUCGGCCACCCGCACUGCCCUAAAUCCUGUGCUGAUACCAGGCGAUUUCUGUGUUGGUUUCAGGUUUUUCUCUGUAACUGUGAGGCCAGAUAUUUGCAAAGUGGUGUAAUCUCUUUGGUUUUUCUCCUGAGUCAGCUAGUCUGGAGUCCCUGGGCAUGACUUCUGUCCAAGCAUGAGGUUCUGAACCCUGACGGGUGCCCUGUUGAUUAACUGGUGUGAUUUACAGUUGCCACAAAAUACACUCUUUUUAGAUGGCUUUACAAAUCAGACCGGGCACAUUGCUGGAGGAAGGGUGCGUUUGGGUUUUAGUCACAUACUUAGGCUGAACCUCCAUUUACAGGAGUAUUAUAUCUCUAGUGGCUGGGUACAACCAGCGAGAGGCAACCCUUAGACCACCGUGCCCCUGCUUCCUAGAGGAAUCUGGUUGAUCGCUGUUGGAAGCUGUUGGUGCUGACCUGGGUGGACCUUUGCUCUGAUUUGGCUUGGCGUUUCCCAUGUUCUUGUUUCCAGAUGUGAACGAAUGCCAGAAGAACCCAUGUCUCCACGCGCGUGGGUGCAAAAACCUCAUCGGGGGCUAUUUCUGUGACUGUCUGGACGGCUGGACUGGAACAAACUGCGAUAUCAGUAAGGACGGGGGCCCCCAGUGGGGUGCAACAUGCAUUCAGAAGUGGGGGCAAAGUAAGCCUUCAUCUGGCUGAUGUACUGCAAUUUGUACCUGUAGCAAGGAGAAGGGCUGUUACCAAGUGAUAAGAACACAUCCGCACCAUAGCAAGGCUAGGGGGGGACCUGUGCCUGAGACCUCAGAGAGACCUUUGUCCAAUCAGAUGAGAGAAUAGAGCCCUGGAUGGGUGACUGGUGAGAUUCUGAACCAGGCAACUAUCUUCCUAUAGACAUAGAACUGUAAGGCUGUCGUCACGCAGCCGCCUUUGGAGGACUGGGGAUGCCCCAUCACAAUUCUGGAUUUGCAUCACGUCAGGGUGCAGGAGGGGAGCAAAAGAGAAGGCAGGUGUUAAAAUGGCAGUUUUAAGCAACAGUAGAGGUUUGGAUAAAGCGGGGAUGGAGGUGUCAUAAGGUGGAUUUGUAGACCAGAAGUUGCCCACUGCUGCUUUUGAGCCAGACAGCUCAGCUGAAAACCAUCCUAGCCUUUUGCAAUCUGGUUGGCUUCCUUCCUGAACAUCAGGCACAUGACUGAGGGCAGAUCCACACCACCGAUUUAAAGCACACCCCACGCACAUUUAAAACCCAUGACCCCCCCACCAAGGAAUCAGGGAACUGUAGUUUGUUAAGGGUGCCACAAAUUGUGGCUCUGCGAGGGCAAAACUACAGUUCCCAGAAUUCUUUGAGGAAAGCCACACGCUUUAACUCUGCACUGGAUGCACUUUCAAUGCAUAGUGCGGAUAUGAUGUACGAUUUUCUCGUUCCGGCAGACAUUUUAAGGUGGUGUUUGGUUUUACGGAUAAAAUGUUUACUGUUUUAUUGGCCUGUUUUCCAUAGGUAGUUUUUUAUGUACACCGCUGAGAAAGGGGAAUAAUCAAGGGGUAUAGAAGUGUCUUAAACCAGUGGUUCCCAAUUUAGCGAAGUACUGCGGACCGGCUGUUUUUUGAAAGUCAAACCAUGGACCCCUUUACUUUUGAAAAUUUUGAUACCGUAUUUUUUGCCCCAUAGGACACACUGGCCCAUAGGACGCACCUAGUUUUUUUGGGGGGAAAUAAAGAAAAAAUUCUUUAUUUCUCCGCCAGGUGCGGAGCUGGAAGAACCAGGUUGGGGAGCAGCGGGAAGGCGCGUUCCGCCUCCCCGCUGUCCCCCGAGCUUGUGGGGCUGGCGAUGGGGAGAAGUGCGCUUCUCCCCACCGCCAGCCUCCAAACCAGGUCGGGGAAUAGUGGGAUGGCGGCGCUCCGCCUCCCCACUGUCCCCCGAGCUUGUGGGGCUGGGGAGAAGUGCGCUUCUCCCCACCGCCAGCCUCCAAACCAGGUCUCCGCAAGAGCUUGCAGCUUGCAGAGAGCCACGCGAAGCCCAAAGCCUGGGGGGCGCUGAGCUCAGCGAGCUCCAGGCUUCGGGGUGCAGGCAGCUCUCCCACCUCUUGCGGAGACCUGGUUUGGAGGCUGGAGAGCGAGAGGGGUCAGUGCGCACCGACCCCUCUCGCUCUCCAGGCUUCAGCGAAAGCCUGCAUUCGCCCCAUAGGACGCACACACAUUUCCCCUUCAUUUUUGGAGGGGAAAAAUGCGUCCUAUAGGGCGAAAAAUACGGUAUCUCUAUGGUAGUUUUUGUUAUGUGAAUUGUGCCACAGAACCCCUAAAUGGAUUAUGUGGAAGCACCCAUUGGGAACCACUGUUUUAAAUAAAUAGUGUAUUUCUCUCACGGGAACUGCUUAGAAGUUCAGUGAUCACACACCCAUUCUCUACUUUACCCCCUUAUUCCCAAAUAGGAGAAAACUCCUGCCGGAGACGAUGUCGCAAUGGAGGGACCUGCCAGGUAAGUGUGUGGGUGCUCAGGUCGGAUUGAAAGAGAAAAUUUUCAAAAUCGAGAAUUGGGGGCUGCCAUUUUAGGGAUGCUAUCCUGAGAAAUCCACCCAACUCUGUGCUGGCAGAGACUUCCCGCCAGGUUAUUUUCAUCCUCUCAGCCUUGCCGGCUUUCUUGGACCACUGCCCUGCUGCCGCAGAAGUCCACCAGCCAGUAAUCACAAAGUUCAAAGGCGGAUUUAGCUCUUUGCUAGCAAAAACACCAUCUCCACAGACUGGGCUGAGUGUCAGGCCCAGUUUGGCCCGCCAUCUUGAUUCAACAUGGCGCCCAAACAGAGACACAGAUUGCCUCCCCGCCAACCCCCCAGGAACCCUUGUGCCAACUUUGGCAACGAGAUAUCAAGAGACAGCCGAACCUAUAGAGAACAGACAGGAUGGACAACUUUCCAAAAUAUAUAGUAGAUGGGUUGCUUCAGUAUAAAGUAGCUUAGGUAUUCUAGAUCCGUGAUAUCUGCCAGCCCAUGAUCUUUCUGUGGGCCUGACGUCUGCCUGGAAGAAGACUUCCACUUGGUAAUCCUCACAGAACUCUAGCCCAAUGGUUGCCAUUAAUUUGAUUUUGAAUUGAUUUUAGAAUGAAUUGGUUUUAGAAUGCUGUGUUACUUUUAUUGUUGUUAGCCGCUCUGAGCCCGGCUUCGGCUGGGGAGGGCGGGAUAUAAAUAAAAAUUUAUCUUUUCCACGCACAAUUCAAAGUGUUGGUGCUGACCUUUAAAGCCCUAAAUGGCCUCAGUUCAGUAUACCUGAAGGAGUGUCUCCACCCCCAUUGUUCAGCCCAGACACUGAGGUCCGGUGCUGAGGGCCUUCUGGCGGUUCCCUCGCUGUGAGAAGCCAAGUUACAGGGAACCAGGCAGAGGUCCUUCUCUUGUGGAACGCCCUCCCACCAGAUGUCAAAGAGAAAAAUAACUACCAAACUUUUAGAAGACAUCUGAAGGCAGCCCUGUUUAGGGAAACUUUUAAUGUUUAAUACGUUACUGUAUUUUAGUGUUCUGUUGGAAGCCGCCCAGAGUGGCUGGGGAAACCCAGCCAGAUGGGUGGGGUAUAAAUUAUAAAUUAUUAUUAUUAUUAUUAUUAUUAUUAUUCGUUCUGGCAUGGGGAACCUCUUUGACUGCAGAUCCCACAAGCUCAGCCCAGCAUGGCCAAUGAGCUGGAUGACAAGGGUUGUGGUUUAGCAAUAUUUGGAGGGCCAGUUUCCCUUUGUGCAAGUUCAUCUGUGAGUUGUCCGCAAUUUCGUUUAACGGGAUCCUCUUUAGCCCAUUUGCGUUCUUCCUGCAUUGCGGGGAGUUGGUCUGGAUGACCCUUGGGUCCCUUCCAACAACUCUUUGACUCCACGAUUCCUAUGCCCCUUCCUCUGUCCCAUAAUUCCCUUCCCUACGCAACUUGACGACUUGCUAAUGCCAGUUCCUGUCUCUCUCCUCCUCCUCUCUGUUCCCAACAGGUGAAAGGCGGAAGGCACCUCUGCACCUGUCGGGAGGGCUACACAGGCGCAGAGUGCGAGACGGAGCUGCGCUCCUGUGGUGGCGCCCCCUGCCUGCACGGAGGGCAAUGCCAGGAGAUGGAAAACAAGACCUUUCUUUGCAACUGCCCUCCCGGGCUUAGCGGCAGUCGCUGCGAGGUACUGAAUGAAUUUUAUUAUUAUGGUCUCACAGACCAGCUCCGCCUCGCUUACAAUAUCAGGAAAAUCAUAAAACACAACAGGAAUACAUUGAAUUGCAAUUGGGUAUAACAGAGACAGUACAGAUGUAGCGGCAGUUAAAAAUAUAUAUUAAAUCUUGAUCACUAAAAUAUAACCUAAAAUUGUCAUUUAAAUCGUUAAUCAUUUUGGUAGCUUGUUCCCUAAGUUUUAAGGCAGUCUCACAGAAUUUGGCCACCCUUAGCGUGAUCUCUAGAUCCUUGUCCUCUACCAGGAGUUUUAGACAUUGAAGUUCGGACCCGUUUGGAGAUUUUUGUAUAACAGGAGUGAUAAAUACCGAGCGUAUAUCCCCGUAGAAACGGCAGCGUAACAAGACAUGAGAGACAGUUUCUACCUCCAUCAAGCCGCAGGGGCAGACUCGUUCCACGUAUGGUUUACCCUCGAAUCUGCCCUGCAAUAAGGUAGAUGGCAGCACAUUGGUCGCUGCAAGGUACCGGUAAUUGUCCCCUGCUCCUGGGGUGUCUGGGGCUUCUGUGGGGCAAGGUCAAAGCACCAAACUAAAACUCUUCUGUUCCUAAAAGGAUCACAGGGCAAGGGUGUCGAGACAGUGCUGCGCUGAUCUUUUUCAUUAAUCUGGGUGUUGUUUUUCGUGAAGCCUCAAAAGCUGAGCGCGAUCCCCUGUGCCUUCAUAGAAUUGCAGAGAUGGAAGGGAAUCAUAGAAUCAUAGAGUUGGAAGAGACCGCAAGGGCCAUCGAGUCCAACCCCCUGCCAAGCAGGAAACACCAUCAGAGCACUCCUGACAUAUGGUUGUCAAGCCUCUGCUUAAAGACCUCCAAAGAAGGAGACUCCACCACACUCCUUGGCAGCAAAUUCCACUGUCAAACAGCUCUUACUGUCAGGAAGUUCUUCCUAAUGUUUAGGUGGAAUCUUCUUUCUUGUAGUUUGGAUCCAUUGCUCCGUGUCCGCUUCUCUGGAGCAGCAGAAAACAACCUUUCUCCCUCCUCUAUGUGACAUCCUUUUAUAUAUUUGAACAUGGCUAUCAUAUCACCCUUAACCUGCUCUUCUCCAGGCUAAACAUGCCCAGCUCCCUUAGCCGUUCCUCAUAAGGCAUCGUUUCCAGGCCUUUGACCAUUUUGGUUGCCCUCCUCUGGACACAUUCCAGUUUGUCAGUGUCCUUCUUGAACUGUGGUGCCCAGAACUGGACACAGUACUCCAGGUGAGGUCUGACCAGAGCAGAAUACAGUGGCACUAUUACUUCUCUUGAUCUAGAUGCUAUACUCCUAUUGAUGCAGCCCAGAAUUGCAUUGGCUUUUUUAGCUGCCGCGUCACACUGUUGGCUCAUGUCAAGUUUGUGGUCAACCAAGACUCCUAGAUCCUUUUCACAUGUACGGCUCUCAAGCCAGGUGUUACCCAUCUCGUAUUUGUGCCUCUCAUUUUUUUUUGCCCAAGUGCAAUACUUUACAUUUCUCCCUGUUAAAGUUCAUCUUGUUUGUUUUGGCCCAGUUCUCUAAUCUGUCAAGGUCGUUUUGAAGUGUGGAAGGGACCCCUGGGGUCAUCCAGCCCAACCCCCUGCAAUGCAGGAAUCUCAGCUAGACUGUCCAUGGCAGAUGGCCACCCAACCUCUGCUUAAAAGCUCCAAGGAAAGAGAAUCCAUCCCCUCCCGAGGGAGCCUGCUGUCUAACAGCUCUUGCUGUCAGAAAGUUCUUCCUGAUGUUUACUCUGAAUUUCCUUUCUUGUGGUUGGGAUCCAUUGCUUCAGGUCCUACCUGCCAGAGCAGUGGAAAACACAUGAGCCAGCGUGGUGUAGUGGUUAAGAGCGGUGGACUCAUAAUCUGGGGAACCGGGUUCGAUUCCCCCCUGCUCCACAUGCAGCUGCUGGGUGACUUUGGGCCAGUCACACUUCUCUGAAGUCUCUCAGCCCCACUCACCUCACAAAAUGUUUGUUGUGGGGGAGGAAGGGAAAGGAGAAUGUUAGUCGCUUUGGGACUCCUUUGGGUAGUGAUAAAGCGGGAUAUCAAAUCCAAACACCUUCUUCUUCCUCCGCAAAUGAAUCCAGAUUUCAUUGCACGGGCAGAGAAAGCUGAAAGCAACAUUGCAGGUGCAGUCUAAUGCCCAUUUACCUGAGAGCCAGUGGGGCUUAACUUUUGAGUGGACUUUUGAGUGGCACUUCCCCACAGCUGACUAAGUCCCCUCCUCUCCAGGAUUCCCCCCCCCCCAAGCAAGCAGAGACUGCGUCUACAAGUCACCAAUCUCUCCUCCACCCUUUUCAGAGUCAGUGUGGUGUAGUGGUUAAGAGCAGUAGUCUCGUAAUCUGGUGAACCGGGUUCGCUUCCCCGCUCCUCCACAUGCAGCUGCUGGGUGACCUUGGGCCAGUCACACUUCUUUGGAGUCUCUCAGCCCCACUCGCCUCACAGAGUGUGUGUUGUGGGGGAGGAAGGGAAAGGAGAAUGUUAGCCGCUUUGAGACUCCUUAAAGGGAGUGAAAGGCAGGGUAUCAAAUCCAAACUCUUCUUCUUCUUCCAUGUGAAAGCCCUUCGGAUUGAAAUGGCCGUAAUAAUAAUAAUAAUAAUAAUAAUAAUAAUAAUAAUAAUAAUACUACAGUGGUACCUCAAGUUAAGUACUUAAUUCGUUCCGGAGGUCCAUAUUUAACCUGAAACUGUUCUUAACCUGAAGACCACUUUAGCUAAUGGGGCCUCCUGCUGCUGCCGUGCCGCCGGAGCCCAAUUUCUGUUCUUAUCCUGAAGCAAAGUUCUUAACCUGAAGCACUAUUUCUGGGUUAGCGGAGUCUUUAACCUGAAGCCUAUGUAACCUGAAGCGUAUGUAACCUGAGGUACCACUGUAAUAAUAUUUUUACUGUUUAUACCCCGCCCACCUGACUGGGUUUCCCCAGCCACUCUGGGCAGCUUCCAACAUAUAUAAAAGCGUAAUAAAACAUCAAACAUUAAACAACUUCCCUGUAUAUCAUAUCACCUCUCCGUCUUCUCCAGGCUAAACAGUCCCAGCUUCCUCAUAAGGCUUGCUUUCCAGAACCUAUGCUUUCGUGCAGUGCUUUCACAAAGUUGAAUAUGUUAUGCAAAAUGCAUGCAGACGCGCUCACUUUGAGUGACGUAUGCAUUGCAGAAUGUUGCCUGUGCAAAUUAUGCCUUUUCAAGGGGGUGGGGAGAGAAGAGUGGAGUCCAGAUGGUCGUCUUUACAACCACCUCCGGCGAUCUGGAACAUUUCUGCCCCACCCGGUUGCAGCCCCCUCUCCACCCCUCCGCAACCAAUUUGUGUCCUUGUUGUUUGGAUCCGGCAGGUCUUUGUGGAUCCCUGCUCCUCGAACCCAUGUCCCGACAACGCUUCCUGCGUGGGCAGCGAGGGCAGCUACGUCUGCUCCUGCCCCGAAGGCGCUACUUGCCGGCAGCUGCGAGACGCCUGCCUCGACGGCGUGUGCCAAGGUAGGUGCCAGGAGCUGCUGGCGGGGCCCAGGGUAACGCUGUCAGAGUGCUAUAGGAGAGUUCAACAAUGGCUGCCACUUGUAUACACACCCCUCUCUCUGUCCUCUGAACAAGCACUGUCCGGGUUCAAGGGCACAUUCCAGCCCGAUGAAGGUUGCAAAGUGAGGCUGGUGAGGGGCGGGCCUGGGGAAAGCCCUGAGGGGCCGCAUAGAGAAUAAUAAUAAUAAUAAUAAAUUUUAUUUAUAUCCCGCCCUCCCCAGCCAAAGCCAGGCUCAGGGCGGCUAACAACAAACAAAUAAUCAAACAAUCAAAUAAUCCAACAUUCUAAAACAUUUCAUUAUAAAAUUAAUUAAAAUCAAAGAAGCCCGGAGGGCCACGUUGAAGCCACAAACCGAGUGUCGAAGAGCGAGCCAGCAGUAAAUCACACUGUUCGAAGUUGGAGUUAACUGUUUAUUAGCCAAAAAAACCAACGAUCUGCACAGCCUUGGUUGAGUGUCAGGCCUAAGGAGCACAGCAACUCACCCUGGUAGGUCUGGGCCCAUGAAUCAGUUGCCAAGGCUGAAAGUCCCUGCCUUCCCACAGCAGCCUAUGUCCCCUCCUCUCCAGGGUUCCCACCCACCCAAGCAAUAGGAGACGGCGUAUGCGGCGUAUUCUCCUCCUGUAGCCUUAUUAGACUUUACCGAUUGGUGGGGUCUGCGUUGCUCCCGGGAGGGAGAAAGGAAGUCAAACGACACCGAGGUGGAUUUAGAGAAAGAGUUAUUUAUUCCUGUUCUCCGGAGCAGCAGAAAGGCACUUGCGUGGUCAGUUCACAGCAAGAGCACUUAAGGAGCGGUUACAGACAGCUUAUAUACCCUUUCUGGUCCCCUUGCCCCCUCCCCAGGAAUCCAGCUACGUCAGCUUAUACACGUCAGUUGACAUCCACGACCAUAAAGUUGUUCCUGUUCUUGUACUCUUGACCAUAAAAGGAUCUUCCUUUUCCUGUUCCUAUACUCUUAUCUUGGGGCUAAGAAGGUCACCAACUCUAAGAGCACUCUUGGCGUCAUCCCCGAGCCGGGGUGUCUUGCAAGGUCUGUGCGUCAGUGCGUCAGGAUAUUUACAACCCACAAGAUAAGAUAAGCCCCAGCUCUGCCAUCCCGUUUUCACUUCGGAACUGACAAGGCCAUCCAUUAGUGUCACAGACUGAUAAAGGAGGGGGCUUUGAGCACUUGUUUAUACAGCUGGGUUUCUGUUGUACAUUUGCUCAAGUGCUCAAGUUAAUGGAUUUUAGCUAAGGAAAAAUGGGGAUUUUGGGGCCAUUUCAAACUGACUGCACAGUCAGUUUUGGGUUUGGGAAACCCAUUCCUUCACUCCGAUGCCUCUUCUGGUCCUGGGAGACCAGGCAGGAGGAAAACUUGUUGAAGCAGGAGGGGGCGACUUCCUGGCUUCCUCACCAGCCUGCCCAAUCUCUGCUUCUUGGCCCUGCUCCUCUCCAGUCUCUGCUUCUGCCUCUGCUUCUAAACUGCUCUCUGCCACAGACUCUUCUAGCUCACUAAGCCCUGUUUCCUCUUCAGGCGAUUAUGGGAGCAAAACAUCUUUCCAAUCCCUGGAGAGGCCGAGGACUGAACUUUGGGCCUCCUGCUCUGCUUACAGAGCCCUGGGGUGAUUUGAGACCACCUUCCUCAACCCGGAGCCCUCCAGACUACAACUCCCAUCAGCCACGCUGCCUGACCGAGGAUGAUGGGAGUGGUAGUCCGAAAGACCAGAUUGGGAAUGCCUGUUUUUUUGUUUCCCAGAUGGCAAGGCCUCAUUCAUCCUCCUCUCCCUUCCAGGUGCCGCCAACACAACAGUCCUCUAUGUGCUGCUGCCGCUGGCUGCGCUGCUUGUCCUGUUGGUCCCCACCUUGGUCCUCCUGGCGCUGUGGAUGCACCGCAAAUCCCAGGGGACUCCUCCAGCCGCACCGGAACCCGCCACCAACAACAGCCUGCAGCCCGACGCCGUCCACCUGAUCCGCAACUUCACCCACGGCGACGCCGAGCAGGGGCCCGGGGAGGAGGAGGCCACGGCCAAGGCGGGGCGACCCCCAGGAACGCGCCCGUCCUGCGGGCUCCCAAAGACAGACAUCUCCAACGAGGAGAGGGCCAAACUGAACCGGCUGAACGCCGCCCCAGCCUUGCCAAGGCCUCUGCUCUGACCCAGCGGGAGAGGGGACAGUGUUUCAGCUGUGUGCAAAAAAAUUAAAAAGGCGGAGAGGGGAAUUGGACCCGCAGAGGAGGACUCCGUCAGCACUGCGAUCAGGGGCUAAAGAGCCCAGUGGCACUGCCCCCCGGAAAAAAGUGGGGUGUGCGAUCCCCAAAGCACCUUCCUGACCAAUCAAGCCUUUUGUAGUAGCAGUCCGUCCAUACUUGCCCAGCGCUGCUGUAUUUCUGACUUGGAAAGGAUGCCAGCGUUCCUGUCUGCCUUUCACUUUAGGGCAGCGAGGAGCAGCUUCUGUGAAACACGUGUGCUGGCAGGCGGAAGCCCAACAGGUUGGGUCAGCGGAUAACGACCCCGCCCCUUAAAGGGGGAUCGGUUGGGGAGAUUAGUUCUCUGGAUGCGAGGAAAGCCGUCCCUCCAAACUUUAGUCUGGCAAAGGCAAUAUGGAAGCCGGGAGGAUUUUGGCUCCGCUGCCGGACUUUUCUCAGAGAGUCCAGGUUGGCCGGAGGACAAUGAAAAGUCACCUUGCCUUGCUUCUGCUUCCGAAGGGGUUAAAGGGGUGUGUGUGUCUAAUUUGAAUGGAGAGAAGGGAUUGGAGGAGCUGGGCCGCACCCAUCUGGACCUAGCCACCGAUUGGCUACAUGGUCCGGAAAGCAACAUUAUGGAGUGCAGGGGGGCCAUGGCGGAAGAUUGCCUUGUGGCCAAGUGUUGCUGACAACUGCCGGCCGUUUUGCCACGAGGGAAAACAGGAAAUGCCACUCCUUGCCUCCUCCUCUGCCUGAGGGGACUGGAGGAGGGCCGGGGAAGGCAGCAGGGGAGAAGAAUGGAAAGCCCCAAAAAGCAGGCGGGGGUGUGUGUGUGGACGGAAAUCACAGGAAGCAGCAAGUGCCACACUCCUUGGAGGGCCGGAUUUGCCACCCAUCACAGCCUGCCGCCUGAGGCAACUGCCUCAUUGAGCGUCAUGAUGGGCCGGCCCUGCUGGGAGGGGUGGCAAAUGUGCCAAGGAGAAGCCCAUCAAAGGCCCUGCACCCCCACCAACUGUAUCGGCCAUCUCUUGUCACGGGGCAUCAAAGCUAAGACCUCCCUUCCUGGAUCAGACCAGAGGUCAUCUUUUCUUCCUAUAAGAGCCUGUCAGGUGACUCAGAGGAUGCUCCUAUGGGGGUCUCCACCCCCUAAAUCUAGUGCCUCUCUGCUCCUGGAUGUUUCAAGCCAGGGAUGGGCUAACCUGUGGUCCUCUGGGUGUUACUGGACUACAACUCCCAUCCGCUCCAGCCAGUGUGGCCGUUGGUCAGGGAUGAUGGGGGCUGUAGUCUAGUGAACGUCUGGAAGGCCCAGUUUUGGUCUAUCAUGCUUAAGAGCUAUUUGGUGCAAGACUUUCUGUCCUCGAGAAUUUUCCUGGCUUCCGGAAGCAGCAGCUGGUGAGUUCUGGGUAUAGCGCCUUGACACCUGCCCCUGCUCCCUGGCCAGCUCCACAGCCAUGAAGGGGAGGGUCCGGUGGUCUAAACUGAGACUAAAAACUUAAUUUCCAAAUGAGCUGGGGUGUUGGUCCUAAUGUAUGAUGGGGUGUAGAAGCCGCUCCACAUUAGGAGAUGCCCGCUGUGGUUUCUGUUGCAGAAGAUGAUGUAAGUUUGCACGGUGAGCAGUUGCGGACGGCAAAGCUAGGCCCAGCCCUACCAUUAGUAUGAGCGAGCAGCUGCCUCAGGCGGCAGUUAGCAAGGGGUGGCAGCAGUUUCUCCACACAAACACACCCCAAUACUCAAGUCUCCUAAGCUAGCUGACUCGCCACCUCCUAAGCUAGCUUGAUGACCUUCAGAUGUGGUGGAAGAUGCCAACCUAGUGUUGAAAUCAGAGUCGCCCGUCGGUCUGGUUGGAUUCUGUACGCAGAACAGGGCGACGCCAUCUUGCCCUUUGCCUCAGGCAGCAUAGUGUCAUGGGCAGGCCCCGGGGAAAGGCCUUGUCUUUCCCCUCCCCAUUGGGGUAUCUUAUUGUUCCCAGUUGCGACUGUCUGGCAAAUGGCCUGUUUGAGUCUGAUUCAGAAAAACUGGACCCCUUUGUGUCCCCUUAUCUGCCUCUGAGGCGGCCCAGCUGCUAACCACUGCUUUGCGAAACCAUCCCGGUUGCCUGCAAAUUGCAUACCCCAAGUUGCGCUUGGUGCUUCCAAGGAGAUGUUGAAUCGUUGGUUACAGCAGGCUUCACCAACCUGGUGCCCUCUGGAUGUUUUGGACUACAACUCCCAUCAGCCAUUGCAUGCUCUUUCAAAUGAGAUGAGGAAAACCUCUGGAUUAUCUUUCUCUUUGAAUUCAGGGAAACGCUUGAGAUCAGUUUAUUGAAGAACAAACAAGUUUUAAAUAUACAGUGGCAUCUUGGGUUAAGUACUUAAUUCGUUCCGGAGGUCCGUUCUUAACCUGAAACUGUUCUUAACCUGAAGCACCACUUUAGCUAAUGGGGCCUCCUGCUGCAGCCGUGCCGCCGCUGCGCGAUUUCUGUUCUCAUCCUGAAGCAAAGUUCUUAACCCGGGGUAAUAUAUCUGGGUUAGCGGAGUCUGUAACCUGAAGCAUAUGUAACCUGAGGUACCACUGUAUUCAGAACGGUUUCUCAGAUGUGCGCCCUUAACUAGAUGUGGCACAGAAAUGAGGAGACUGGAACUGGCAGCUAAUAUGAUUAAUAAUAAUAAUAAUAAUAAUAAUAAUAAAUUUUAUUUAUACCCCGCCCUCCCCGGCCAGAGCCGGGCUCAGGGCAGCUAACACCAGUAAAAUUACAGUAAAAACAUAAUAGGAAAAAAACCCCAAUUUAAAAUACAGGUUAAAAUGCAAUUUAAAAUGCAGCCUCAUUUUAAAAGUAGCCCAUAGAUCAAAACCAUAAGGGGAGGGAAAACAUAAGGGUCAGACUGAGUCCAAAGCAAAGGCCAGGUGGAACAGCUCUGUCUUGCAGGCCCUGUGGAAAGAUGUCAAGUCCCGCAGGGCUCUAGUCUCUUGUGACAGUGCGUUCCACCAAGUCGGGGCCAGUAUUGAAAAGGCCCUGGCUCUAGCUGGGGAAAACAAAAAUAAUACGUUAUACAUGCUCAAUGUAUCCUUGUCAAACCAUUACCUAUUGCACAUUUAACUUCCAGCAUAAAUAGGGAACUGAAGUAUCUGGUGAAAGAGCGAUGUCCCAAAAACUAUACAGGAGGCAGCAACGUUAGCUGACCAAAUUAAUGAAAUUAGAGACAGGGGCUGAUGGGAGUCGUAGUCCAAUACACAGGGUGACGAAGAUCACAUAUGCUCAUUGCCACAGAUCCUCCUGCCUCCAUUUACUUUGCUUACUGCAUUGCCAGCAGGGGACCCCACCGUCCCCUUCCUUAGAAUCAUAUAAAGUUGGAAGGGACCCCAAGAGUCCAACACCCUGCAGGGCAGGAAAUCUUUUGCCCAACGUGGGGCUCGAACCCACAAAAAUGCGAUUUAAGAGUCCCGCGCUGUUUCGACUGAGUUAUCCAGAGUUUGUUGGGCGUAUCCGGACCAAAGUCCGCCAGCUGCCGACCCAAAUCAAGGACCGACUCUCCCCCUUCCCCUACUGGGCAGAGUAUGCAUUAUUGCUAUUGUCAUUGAAUAAUACAUUACUCUGAAUCAGAUAGAACUUGUACAGAUUUGAAAAAGGGGAGGAACAAUGGGUGGGAGGGUAACAGUAUCUCCAACCCCAGCUGGGAGUGGGCUGAAUGUAUUUAAAUUGUAAUAUACUGUAAAGAUGACUUUAUAGCUUUUUGUUGUUGAUCUUCUGGUUACUUUUAAGAUGAUAAUUGAUGAUUAUUUUGUACUGGGGCACAGUUGAAGAAACCCGAGUAAAUACUUUUAUUUGCCUCAUUUAUCGCCUUGGGAGAAAAUUCAUUUCCUGGCUUGGGGUGGUCUGGUCCCAGAACAGUUCCAAUUGUCAUCGCAGAUACUACGGCAUCCAAACCACUUGACCGGAGGACAGCCUUUAAACAGGGGACCCUACUGGCUCCCUGUGUCACUAGAGCGUGCCAUUUUAGGGGGUGAAACUUAAUUUCUGCAAAUUUCUUCAGCGAGGUGUCUUUAAAAUAUUAUUUUUGGGUGUGAGUAAUUCAGAUCUGCUGGGGUUUUUGUUUUGCAAUUGGAUAACAUUUAGAUCAGUAAGUCUGCAUUUGAUGAGAGGUGCCAGUAAGUUCCGGCUGAAGAAAAGCCCUGAAUUUAACCAAAAUCCCAAGUCAUACUGCAGCUUCUUGGCACCCCUCAUUUUUGGAAUUUGAAAGUUGGAAAAUUUGACACACCCUCCUUUCCCCUGACCCCUGACGAGGCACGGCUACCCUACUACCCUCCGGCCCUCAGCAAAGAACCUCGUACCUACGGGACCGCCUCUCCCGGUAUGCCCUGCGGAGGACCUUAAGGUCCAUGAAUAGCAACACCCUAGAGGU